GAAAGCGCAUCCACGGCAGCAGCAGCAGCAGCAGCAGCAAUAAAAACCGCGGAGCCAAGUGAGCCUCACGAAAUCAGAAAGAGGGCAAUCCCAACGGACAAGUUUCGUAGGGAGCUGAGAGACUCCCAGCCUAUGCACGCUUUUCUGAGGGGAAAGAUCCACGGUAUUCAAUGCGAUUUACUUCCCAGAUUGCCCUGCUAAGUUUCCUUAGAGGCUGGAAUGGUGGGGCAGAGCGGCGGCUGCAGCCGGUUUUUGAAAUGUAACUUUUUUCAAAGCGAAGACCAAGUUCUCUCAGAGCGCCGGUCUGCUGAGGUAACGCCCACCCUUCUGGUACCGAGAGAAAAGCGAGGGGGAGACGGGAAAGCCCCACCGCCUCUUCCUCCUCCUCCUCCUCCCUGAGGUGGGGCCGGGCGGCCUCUGAGAAGGGCGGGGGGAGGGGGUUGCAGGGAGGAACGUCUCCGCGCUCUGCGCUACUUUGUCCCUGCGAGGCCCCUGUACUACCCGCGGUGCCCAGGCUGGGCGGCUGUGGAGAAAAGUUUCUGCAUGCGCGAAGGGGCUGAAGAGCCGGCCGGGGACCGAGAGGCGGGAAAAAGCCGCCACCGCCGCCGCCACGGCAGGGCAGCGGGGUCGGUGAGGUGUGUGCGUUUGCCGCUGCGAAGCGAGGGGCGAGAGGGGGAAGGAGGGAGGGAGCUAGGGAGGGAGGCUGCAAGUUGUCCGGUUGCCAUGACGACGAAGAGGAUGCCGGCUGCAUUUGGGCGCCCGGAGCGGCCGCUUCCAGGGAGGGGAGCGCAGCAUCUUCGCCGCUUGUGGGCGCUUUUCGGGGCUGCCGGGUGAAGGAGGAACCCGCUUGUGUUUUUGUCAGCUAGUUUCCUUUGGGGUCCCUCACAAGUCACUUAUUCGGAGAGUCUGCCGUGUUAUCCGCUCUCAGAGGGGCCGGCCGGGUUAGGCUGCAGCAGCAAAAGCAACGUAGAGGCUGGAGGCAGCUUACUCUGCUAUUAUAGUUUAAUAAAUCGAUCUAAGGCGUUGCAUGAAUUUAUACGCGGGGUAGGCAGGCUUGUGGAGGACGGAGGAGAGGUACAUCUCCUCUGGCAGUGAUGUUGCAGCUUUAAAUGCACGUGUUAUUUAUUCAUUUGAUUUAUUUAUAAAAGCACUUAUACACUGCUAUAGCGUAAGCCAUCUCCAAGCGGUUUACAGCAAUAGUAGCUGCACAGAAUAAAAGUGCAUUAAAAAUUAAAAUCAGAUGUAUUCUUAAUUGCCUGUGUAAGCUUGGUAGCAGAGAAACGUUUUCUGCAAGCUGAAAUAGAGGGUGCCUGCUGAAUCUCUGUUGGCUGAGCAUUCCACAGGACAGGGUUGAUGACACCAAAGGCUUGGUUUCUUGUUGCUGUCAGGUGAGCCUUGCCAGCUCUGGGGAAGACUAAUGAUGCUCAGUGAUCAAGCCAGGGUAGAAGGGUUUAGGCUGUCCUUAAGGUACCCUGGACGUAAGAUAUUUAAGGCUUUUAAAAUUAAUACAAUGGCUUUGAACCUGGUUUGGUCGUUGAUAUGCAGCCACUGCAGAUGUUUUAACAAAAAUGCCACAUGAUGUUGGCAAUGUGCCCCCAACAACAAUCUAAGUGCCACAUUCCUCACCAGUGAAAGCUUCUGAUCCAGGCCUUAAGGAAGCCCGACACAGAGUGCAAUAAUCCAGCCUUGAGAUUAACAGUAAAUGAACUUCAGUGGCCAGGGUAUUCCAGCAAUAGCUAUAGCUGGUGAAAUAGGCAGAGCAGGUAAAAGGCACUCCUAUCCACAGAGGACACUUGGUGCUCUAGUGACAGAGAUGUGUUGAGGAGUAUCCCCAAGCUAUGCACUUGUUCUUUCUUACCUUGCAACUGAUAAGUUGCCUAUCUCCUGCACACAGAAACUACCUAUCCAAAGAGACUGCCUCUUUUCAGGAAUCAACAGUUUAUUGGCCCUUUCAGACACCGAUCCAGAGCUUUCAUAUGUUCAUAUGAGCUUUCGUAUAUUCAGAGCUUUCUUAUCUCCUGAUUCAGAUGUUAGGGAGCAAUAGACACCUUGCUUUAAAGUUCCUAAUGACUUUCCUUCCCAAUGUGGUGCCUGUCAAAUGAAUAGAUGCCUGCUACUUUAUCUUGCCCUUCAGAGUUAGAGAAAGAAUCAGAUUCCUGGGUGGCAGCAAUGAUUAGGCUUUCAGUCUGCCAAUAGUCUUGGAUUUUUCCAGGCCUUUUAUUCUUUUUUUGGGAGUACAUAACUUUAAGGAAAUAUGUUAUUUCAGAACCUUCUUGUUUCCUGGACUAAGCAGUCCUGGUGCCAUAAGGCAACAUGGAAAGUCUUUUUCAUAAACUCACAGUUCUCUGCAGAAAUAUUACUGCACUUUUGUAUAUUAUUGUUUUGUUACUGUUAUACAAUUCAAAUUGGAAUGUUGUCUCUGUAGUUUUUACAGAAUUGUCUGAAUCAGGAAAAACUAUCCCACCAGUUAAGCAUGUUUAAUCAGAAGUAAGUCCCACACAGUUCAGGAGGUCUUACUUUCAUGUGAUUAUGCUUAGGACAGCAUAUGUUUUCUCAUAUGAGACCUAAAUUGAUUUAGAGCUUUUUGUAUGCUGUUUGUACACCAUGAGCACUGUGUGUGACAUAAACUUUAUGCAAAAAUAUAGCAUAGAGAGAAAACAUCUGAAAUGCAACGUAAAUUUUAUACUGCUUAGCGUUCCAAACCUAGAUGAAGCAAUGGCUGCUUUUAAGGUUGACAUAUGUUUUAGAAAGUUCUUUCUAAUAUACCAUCUAAACCUCUUUGGUUACAGUUUAAGACAGGAACUGGGACCCUGUGGCUCGCCAGAUGUUGUUGGACUCCAGUUCCCACCAGCUGUAACCAGCAUGGCUAAUGGUUAGGUAUGAUGGGAGUUGCAGUCCAACAAUAUCUAGAGGGCCACAGGCUCGCCAUUCCUGGUGUAAGAUUUCCAUAUGUCUCUGACUGUUACUGUUUCAUUCUUAUGUUCAUGCUCCCUCUGGUGGGUUAUAGCGAUGUGCACAUCCGUAGGAUACAAAAGUCAAGAAAAGAUUUUUACAGGGCAAGAUGCUAUCUAGCAUUCUUAGACGAGGCUACUUAUCUAGAUCCAUUUCAAUCUCAUUAUGGUCCAUUUCCAUCACUAAAACAGCCUUGGUUACCCUGAUAUGUUAUCUGGUUGGGAGACCAGAGGAGAGUGAGACCUUACUAUUUUUUCUGCCACUCGCAGUGGCUUUUGGUUUCCAUAACCAGGGGUAAAGGUAAAGGUUAAGGUUAAGGUAAAGGGACCCCUGACAGUUAAGUCCAGUCGCUGUUGAUUUAAGCAGAGUCUGUCGUGCCCAACGGAAGGAUGAGAAUACGUGCUGCAUACUCUUUAUUGCUUUAUUUACAGUUCAAAGCUGGUAUAUUACAGAAAAACAUCUUGCCUCUGCAAGAGCAGAAAAUGCAUCCUCUCUCCUGGACAGCUCGGAGAGAAUCACACAGACAGUGAAUAACAGGAAACCAGUGUACGUCACAUCCAGUCUCCCUUUCCCGUGAGAAACCCAACAGUACAGACUGUGGAAUGUAAACACCUGUCUUGUGACUGCAGUUGCUGCACAGUGAAGGAAAACAGAAACCAACAUCCUCCCCCUUUCUGUGAACAUCACUGGGCAGCGUGUUCGUACAGUAUCAGUACAAACCCAACUUCUGCACAUAGGUACAGUGUUGAUCCCUUGAUACAAUCUUGGACAAUACAUCAGCAGGAAUUUCAUUACCUGGCAUAUAGGACACCGUUACGAGUCCCUUCUGAAUACAUUCCCUAGCAUGCUGCAACUUUAAUUGCAAGUGCUUUGUGCUUUGCUUACAACCUUCAGACUUUAGCAAAGCCAAACAUGCUUUGUUGUCCUGGUAAACCUGGAUUGGACAUUUGACAGGAAUUUUCAUAUCUUUGCACAAUUGUACUAACCAUUCACAAUCCUUAAGUGAAUAAGACAGUGCAUUCAGUUCAGCUUCACAAGUAUUUAAGCUAACUGUUGUUUGCUUCUUGCAUGACCAAUCAAACAGACUCUGAUUGUACAUGUAGCAAACUCCAGACGUACCUUUCCUGUCUGUAGCGUCACUUCCAAAACUUGCAUCUGCAAAUAUCUCAAGACCACCAGACUUCUGAUUGUUAAAUCUCAGUCUGUAAUGCAUAGUGCCUUUCAAAUACCGCGCUAUGCGUUUCAGAGCUUUCAAUCCUUGACACUAGGAUUGUUGACUUGUCUGCUUAGCAAAUUACAGCUAACAGCAAUGUCUGGUCUUGAACAUCUGGCAAUGAAGUUUAGCUUGCCUAGCACACUCCUGUACAGUGUAGUGUCAGAAAAUGCUUCUUCAGUGUCAUCUACCUGAUAACCUGUUGUCAUCGGUGUGUCUACAGGGUUAGCAUCCAUCAGAUUUAGUUUGCUUAACACAUCAGCAAUUUUCCGUGACUGGUGUACUAGAAUGUUACCAUCUUGAUCUCUCUCUAUUUCCAGAGAUAGGUAGUUGUUUACCUCACCAAGAUCUUUCAUGUCAAAGUGCUCUUUCAGUUGAGCUAGGGCGCUAUUGUACAUUGCAACAUCUUUCCAAAAGAAUAAUAAAUCAUCAACAUAAAACAAACAGUACAGUUUCUUUUGCCCCUCCUCUUUGACAAAUACACAUGGAUCAGCUUUCCCUUGCUGAAAACCUAGAAAACAAUACUUCAGUGAGUUUUGUGUGCCAACACCGUGCACUUUGUUUGAGACCAUAAAGGGAUUUCUUCAGAGCACAAACAAAUCCCUGUUUUACCUGUACGCCAUCAGGUGGAAGCAUAUAAAGUGAUUCAUCUAGAGAUCCGUACAGAAAAGCUGUAUUAAUAUCAUGGUGACUAAUGUGUAGAUUUUCCUCUGCAGCUAGCUUGAGCAUAAGCCUAAUGCUUUCAUAUCUCACUGUGGGUGAAUAGGUCUCGUGAUAGUCUUCACCUGGUACCUGUGCAAAACCUCUGGCUACCAAUCUGGCUUUGUGUCUGACUAUCUUGCCAUUUUGAUCUGUCUUCGCUUUGAAGACCCAUUUGCUUCCAAGCAGUUUCAUUCCUGGAACUACUGGAACUAGUUCCCAUGUUUUGUUCCUUUCUAAGGAAUCAAGCUCAGCCUUCAUGGCAUUUAACCAUGGCUCAGCUUCCUUUGAAUCCAAACCCUGGAUUUCUUGGAAACUUGAAGGUUCAAAUACCUUCUUGGAGCUUUUAACAGCUGUUACUGCUAUCUUAGCAAACUCAUCAGCAAAUCUCUUUGGAGGUUUGCCUUUUGUGGCUCUCUGUGACCUACGAAUUAGCCUUAAGUCUUCAACACUCUCCUCUUCCUUCUUAGGAGAAAAACGACCUAUUGUGAACAAUGGUUCCUCCAAUUCUUGAUCAGAGCUUUCAGAGGGUCGCAUAGAGGCUUUCGCACUCUUGAAAUCCUCUGAAUUACCCGAUUCAGUUUCAGAUUCAGACUCAGAACCUUCAUCAGUGGGUGUGGGUUGUUGUGGUUGCUUUUUGACUAUCCUCAGUCUCAUCACCGUCAUCAGGAUAACAUUGGAAAAUUCCCACAUUCUCCCCCCCACUUUGCAUUGUACUCGACACUUCUCGUGAGCUUAAUUGUCUUAGAGUCAGUCAUCAUUAUUCUGUAAGACCCUUUCUGAUAACCUAGAAAGAUUCCAUGCAAUCCACGCUUGUCUAACUUGGAGUUUUGUGGUGAGCGAACCCACAUGUCAGAACCAAAAAUCUUCAUGUGUUUGAUGUAUGGCUUCUUGCCAAAUAUCUUCUCAUAGGGGGUACAACCAAUCGCUGAAGAUAACCUGCGAUUGUAACUGUAAACAAAACACGAGAGAGAUUCGGCCCAAUAACUCUCUGGAAGAUUUGCAUCAUGCAGCAAGGUUUUUAACCCUUGAAGCAAGGUCUGAUUUGCCCGUUCCGCAAGUCCAUUCUGCCAUGGCGAGCGAGGACUAGACAAAUCGUGUUGAAUUCCUUUCUCAGUCAGAAAAGCUUCAAACUGCUGAGAAGUGAAUUCCCCCCCCGCGAUCACUGAAAAGAGUCUUUAUCUUCUUACCAUGCACAUUUUCCAACCAAGCACAGAAUUCCUUGAACCUAGGAAAAGCCUCCGAUUUCUGCUUGAGAUUGUACACAAAAAUAUAUCUAGAAAAUGCAUCAAUGAGAACCAUGAAGUAUCUAUUUCCACCCAAAGAGGGCGCCAGUGGACCAACCAAAUCAGCAUGAACAACCUGGUAUGGUUCUGUAGCUUUCCUACUAGACACCUUACCUUUCGCAGCCAUUUUCACCUUGUUUGCUGCGCAUGCUUUGCACUUCAUGUGGUACCUGCAGGGUUUAAUAGUCAUACCUUCAACCAAGGCAGGCAUUUUAGAUACUGCCUCAAAAUGCAAAUGAGCAAAUUUUCGAUGAAAAUCGUGAAUACAUUCUGCAUGCAAACUUUUGUUAGAACCUGCAAUGCAACAAGUGUCAUCCUGCACCACAUCAUCAUAAUACAAAACAAACAAAUGAUCAACAUAUUCUGCAUGCAAUACAUAAUCAUUUUUCUUUGUGAUGAUGCACUUCUUGUUCUUGAAGGAAACGUCAAUGUUCCGCUCAUUCAGCUGUCCAACGCUGAGCAGAUUAUGUUUGGCGUCUGGCACGUAAAGCACAUUCUGUAUCGAUAAGUCCAAACUGUGAAGAACAACAGUUCCGUAGCCUUUACUGGGAAUAGUGUGGUCAUCCGCCUGGUGAAUCGCACCUUCCUGCGGUGUAAAAGACACAAACAGUUUCUUAUCGUUGCACAUGUGGUGGGUCGCCGCUGAAUCAACAACGAAGAAAGAUCUAGACGUCUUCUGGACCUCUGCAACCUUUGGAGUGAAGCGUGAAACCAUAGCCUUGUGCUGCGUUGUCCUAGACACCGGACCUUUGCCUUUGCCUCGGCCUUUUCCGCGCGAUGAGCUUUCGCUGCGCUGCUCUGUCUUGGCCCUGGGAUGUCUGCAUUCCCUCUUCAUAUGGCCUAGACGUCCACACGAGUAGCAUUUCACUGCCUUCAAAGCUUUGGCGCCAUCUGGUGGUUCCACUGCACUAUGGGAUGACGUCUGUGAAGACUCUCCCUUGCCCAUGCAGCUAGCACCCCGGCGAUCUGCUUCAUUUAAAAUCACGGCAGUAACAAAGUCCACUGUCAGCUGAGCAGUUGGUUGCACAGCAAUCUGGGUUGCAACAGACUCCCAACCUGAACCCAAAGAUUGUAGUAUCAUGAAAGAAUACACAGCCUCUGGAAAGUUGAGUCCUCUCUGUUGCAGCUCAUGUCUCAGAUUUUGCAUCUCCAUCAGAUGUAAACGUACAUCUCCACCUUCAGCAAGAGCCAUAUUAUGCAGCUUGUUAAAAUAAAACAUAGUUGAUCCAGCUUCUGUCCUUAAGUGAGCCUCUCUCAGAGCGUCCCAAAUUUCUCUGGCUGAGGUCUUAUCACGCAAUAGACAGAGCUCUUCUGGGGAUACUAUCAAUGUAAGAGUUCCCCUUGCUUUGGAAUCCUUAGCUUCCCAUGCAUCUGUAACUGGAACUGGGGGUUCCUGUAAUCACCUCAAACAAACCCUCUUUCCGCAGAAUUGCCUCUGCAUACUGAACCCAGUCGCUGUAAUUUGUCUUGUUGAGCUUAGGAAUCCCACAAGCAUCCUGAAGGGCCAUCAUGACUCUGGCAUUAGCCUUCAGCGUCAUAUCUAUGCUGCUUUAAAUCUUGCUGCGUCACUGCUGCAGCUGCCUUAUCACAAAGGCACACUUAAAAGUUACUUUCGAUUUCCCCAGCAUAGUGACUUGUGCCUGGGAGCCUUUUGCCUAUUCGCAAAACCGGCUUUAAAAGUUCAAAGUCCAGCCAUAAAGCCAUUAUCUUGAAGCUGGCAGGCUGCCCGGAGCAGUAGCACAUACCUCAUCAAUCACUUCUACGCGCAGAGCAGAUUCCUUUCCGAUCUGUCCUCCCUCUGCAUUCCGAUCCUUUGCCGGCACUCCGAUUCGACCUCUGGAGUCCAUAACCACGUGUUGAUUUAAGCAGAGUCUGUCGUGCCCAACGGAAGGAUGAGAAUACGUGCUGCAUACUCUUUAUUGCUUUAUUUACAGUUCAAAGCUGGUAUAUUACAGAAAGACAUCUUGCCUCUGCAAGAGCAGAAAAAUGCAUCCUCUCUCCUCGACAGCUCGGAGAGAAAACACAGUGAAAAACAGGAAACCAGUGUACGUCACAUCCAGUCUCCCUUUCCCGUGAGAAACCCAACAGUACAGACUGUGGAAUGUAAACACCUGUCUUGUGACUGCAGUUGCUGCACAGUGAAGGAAAACAGAAACCAACAGUCGCAAACGACUCUGUGGUUGCAGUGCUCAUCUCGCUUUACAGGCUGAGGGAGCCGGCGUUUGUCCGCUCCGCAGACAGUUUUUCCGGGUCAUGUGGCCAGCAUGACUAAGCCGCUUCUGGCGAACCAGAGCAGCGCAUGGAAACGCCGUUUACCUUCCCGCCAGAGUGGUACAUAUUAAUCCACUUGCACUUUUUGGUGUGCUUUCGAACUGCUAGGUUGGCAGGUGCUGGGACCGAGCAACGAGAGCUCACCCUCUCGCAGGGAUUUGAACCGCUGACCUUCUGAUUGGCAAGCCCAAGGCUCAGUGGUUUAGACCACAGCGCCACCUGCGUCCCUAGACAAGGGGUAGUCAACCUUUUUAUACCUACCGCCCACUAAUGCAUCUUUCUUGAUGGUAAAAUUUUCUUACCACCCACCAGUGCUCGAUGGAAGGAGGAUUCAGCUUGUGCCAUAGAACCCCCUACCACCCACCCAGAAUCCUGAAACGCCCACUAGUGGGCGGUAGGGACCAGGUUGACAACCCCUGCCAUAGACCAUGCUGGAUUGGCUGAUUGAGUUGGGAAUUAGAGGCUGUGCUGUGAAGUGGUUACAUUCCUAUCUGGAGAGCAACUUUCAGAAGAAGUUGCUGGGAGACUGCUGCUUAGCCCCCUGGCUUUUAAUAUUCUGAGUUCUGUGGGGUUUUUAAUAUUCUGAGAUCUUGUCUCCCAUGCUAUUCAGCAUUUACAUGAAACCAUCUUGCUGCUUUUAUCUGAUUUGUUCAGAAAUGUUAUACAACUAGCAAUGGCUUACAGCAGAAAUGAAACUGCAGUGUAGUUUCUAAAGUGCUCUAAAGUAGCACUUUAGAGGCUAGCAAAAUGUAUUAUUCCUUAAGCGUGCAUGAAUUACAAAAAAUGAGACAUCUGAUCCUGUGGAUUUCAGUCCCUUAAACCUUAGGCCAUAAUAAAUUUGUUAGCCGUUAAGGUAGUAGUAUUGUUCUUUUUGUUGUUUUGCUCAAGAUGCACAAUGGUUUACUUUACAGAGUUGUGACGGUAAAAAAACAUUUUGGCAAAAUUAAAAUUAAAUUAAAAAGCUAUUUGUAAAAUUGAAGUUCUUAAGUGUCCACAAUAGCAAGGGAGAAUGAUGAUGAGAAAACCAAAACAACUUGGCUGCACCCCAUGAACUCCUAGCAUCCUCACCAGGUCUAGUGGGCAGCCGCACCACUGAUUCUUCUAAUCAUUUAAUGGAAAUGAACACUUUUGCAACAUGGAAGUUCUCUGUGUUGGUGGUAUUUACUAGUUUUUAUUAUUGUAGACCAAACUAUAACUUCUGAAAAAAAUAUAGCCACUUGUUAUAAAACAGCACACUGUGAUACAUCUCCAGAAGUGCUAACAAAGCUUACUGCCCAUCAUAGGCACAGUCUUGACCCUUGUUUCCUACAUGAUUUCUGACAGAAUUUUCAACUACUUUAUUAAAUUUGAUUAGAUCACCCUUAUUCUAUGAAUGUAUUCAAUUAUAUGAAUCUAAUUCUUAAAAUCCCUUCUGUGUUGUUGAAAUAAAAGCCAUCUUAUGGCUACUGGGCCAUAAGACACAAGGGCAAUAGACUAAGAUGAUUACUCAUUUUCUCUCUGCUUCUAAAUGAGUAACUAAUUAUGUUAUCUAAUUUUCAAUAGAUAGUCAUAUUCACUCUCCUCAAGAAUGUUCACGGCAGCCUGUAAAAUAGAUGCUUUAAAUCAAGGAUUCACAAAUCAUUAAUUUGCUAAAACACAUUAGGAAGGAAUGGUGGGAGUUGGUUUUUUUUGUAAGGGAGGAGAGAGAAGAAGCCAGCCGUCUUGUCCAGAAAAAAAUACAAAAAGGGGAUAGGAGCUGGUUUUCUUUACCCUGUGAAACCAGUAAGUUUAGUGUAGCCCAAUUUUGUCCAUUUGCACCAUUAACAGAAAUGCUACCCCACUGAAUUGGCACUACUUAGGUUCACGAACUGCUCCUAGAAAAAACCUGCUAAUUGUACUCCUUGACACUUAGUCCUCCCUGUGCUUAACUUUUUCAUAUUUUCUAGCUUGGAACCUGCUUCUUAGCUGACAUUCUCUAUACUGUUGCAGCUGCAACCCUUCACCCUUAACACAAGAACAGUCCUAUUGGAUCUACCUGUGAUACAGAAUCCUCUGUGAUUCAAUUUCAUUGGCUGGAGUUCUGGUAUGGAAAAGAGAGAAAAGUACUAUACUUUCUCCCCAGCCCACCUUCUCUACACUGUGCAUGAUUUUGUAGAUUUCUAUCAUGUGCUCCUUAGUUACUUAUGUCAAUAUUUAUUAAUGUGGUUGGGAGGCUAUAUAUAUAUAUAUAUAUAUAUAUAUAUAUAUAUAUAUAGGUUCCCCCCUCGUUCCCACUAUGAGAAAGCCUGUAUGAGUCUAGCUUACGUAUGUUAGAAUAUUCCUAUUUUCAUUGGAGAAAUGUUGGAGUGUAUCCAAUGGGGAAUUGCACACCUGUACAAUCAUAUCUUUAUGUUGUACAGACUGCAUAUCCAGACCAUAGAUAUGAUAUAAGAGCCUUCUAACUUUCUCCAAAGAACAUUACAUUUACAAUAUGAUGUAAACAGGGAUACAUUACACUGACUUGGACAAAAUUGGGUCCUCUGUAGUGUGUUGAACAGGGCAGUCUAAAAGCAAUUUUAUUAUGGGAAUGUUCAAGCACUUGAGGAAGUGAACUAGACAAGAAUGCAAAAAUCCCACUGAAAGCAGUGCUCCUAGCAACUAGCCAAGACCUGCAGUAAACAUGAGCACAGCAAACUUCUUUGUUAUGUGAACUUUUGUGGUUUCCAUUUAACAGUGGAGCUGUCUGGACAAGAUUUUAUCUGCAGUUUGUUAAUAUGAAUGUGGAGAUCAUCACAAUGACUCAGUUUCACAAUUUCACUGUUAAUAUUUCUAUCCCUUUAUCUUAUCAUAUUUUGUAGUCUCUUGUUUAGGAUCUUUUACACCUUUAUCUGAACACAGUACAUACUUUGUUGUGCUCAGAUUGUAUGGUGAUGGGGUUAUUUAUGUCCUGAUCUUUCGAGCUUCUGAGUCAACAAAGUAGAAUCAGUUCACAAAAAUUUGUGCAAUAUAACAACCAGGAUAUCACGCUUCGGGUAUGAGCUAAUGCAACAAGGUAGUAUGGAUUGAUAACUAAGAUGCUGGUAGGAUAUUGCAGCAGAGUUUGUUAGGGCAGUAGUAUGCAAAAUAGAUCAGAAAUUGGUAGAAAGGGCUUCCAUUCAGCAGGGACCCAUCUAUAUUGGUGCCAGCCCAUGCAACUGGAUUUUUUUUUAAAAAAAAGAUUUCAAAUCAUUGCUGUCGAUCUCUUUUUUGUCAGCUGUGUCACAAAUGGGAGUUGUGGGAUACAGUAGGUUUGAGCUUGGAAACAUUUUACCAAAAAGGAGAAAGGUUACUCUGGUUAAUGGAUACAACUGAGAUUCAAAUGAUCUACUGCCAUUAUCACCUCUUUGGAAAUUAACUGAAAGUGAAGAGCUGCAUCACUUAAUUUAAACGUACUUGAACGAGAAGAGCUAGUGCAAUUUUGUUGUGCAGUUAUCCCGCAUACUUAUUUUGCAAUGUGUACCUCCCAACAUCCAUGAUGAAGGACGUAAUUUCCUGAUGAUUUAGAGAGAUCAAAUUGCACAUAACUUCUGUAUAUUUAAUAUAUAUGCAUAUUGUGCUGAGGAUAGCUAUAGAUAAGAAACAUUUUCUUUCACAUAAUGUUUGAAUGGAACACUUAGGUGACUCUGAAGUGUAAACCACAUUAAUGUUUCUCCACUAAAAUGCAAAACAGUGUAUUGAAAAACAAAUGCCAAUUGAAUGUGACUAUACAAAGCAGAUACUGUAUCGUACUAAGGUGCCAUCUGGUGGAAAAAAACAAAUGACAGAAUUAAGGAAACCACUUAAUACUUCCACUCAGGGCUGGAUUAACCAUUAAGCAAAAUAAGCACUUGCUUAGGGUAUCAAGGGAAGGGGGCACCACAGAUUCAUUGCCAGAUUUUUAGCAUUAAUGGUCACAAAUUGCUCAGCUGAGUGUUCAUUUUCUCAGUUGAAGUAUAUUAAAAAUCCCAACAGAACAACUAUGCAACGAGGUAGGCUGGAUGCCUUAUUAUCUCUACUAAGUAUGGAGGCAUAUGUCUUAUGUAAGAUUUGUUCUAAGGAUCUGAUCAAAGACUUUGCAAUAAGAAAAAGUAGAAUUUUCCCCCAAAUAUGAAUAAAGUGGAAGUAUACAAAAAUAAACAUUACUUUCCAUCUUUCUGUAGGUUUUGUUUCAUUUCAAAAAAUAUAAUUUUGAAUUAGAUAAAUAUGGGGGCACCAAGUGCCUAGGACCUCCAAAGGUCUUAAUUUGGUCCUGCUUCGCAAGAUGUCAAGUGCUAAACCAGUCUUGAAAAUAAGUUCAGAAAUUUACAAGCCUGCUGAAUCUUUGCAAAAUAAGUCCCCCCCCCCCCAGCAGAACUUUGCUUUCAUAUGCUAGGCACAGAGGCAGGGUAGAGGAUGUAAGCUCUGCUCCAUAAAACACCAGAUGUAGCUGCAACCAUUUUAAAAAGGGGAAAUUCAUUCCUCAUUGCAAGAGCAGCACAGAAGAAAGCCCAGGAAAAGCACUUUAAGGGGGUGCAGGGGGGAUCCUUACAGGUAGCAUGCAAAAAAUUUGCAAUACUGCCAAGACAGAAGAGCACAGUACAGGAAGUGCUAAGAAUGGGAUUUUUAAAAUAAUUAUUUUUCAUGUAGAUAGAAGUACGCACAGUGGUUACUCACUUUUUCUUAGGCUCCGUUAAUAAAGGUAACUAUUUGUGGAAUAAUUUAUUCCUGAGGAGACUAAAAUAGGAUUUCAGAACCCCUUCAGACCUGCAUAGGAGAGAAACAAUUUUACACUGCCUGAGGAGUAUGUUGAAUUGUUUAGAAGAUGUUUUGUCACAGAAGCUACAAAGAAGAGAGGUUUACGUUUAUGGUGAAUCCAUGGCAGGAUAAGUUCUGUGAAGUUUUGUUAGUGGUCCAUCAACCCCUCCCUGCCCUCCCUCCUUUUCUUGUCCCACUUUCCUCCUGAAGGAGCCUGGGGCACCUCGUUUGUCUUUCAGCCUGCACUGAGAUGGGGAUCAAUGUAGCAUGUGUGGUCUGUAUGCUUGCAUGUGUGUGUGCAUGUGAGAGUGUGUGCUCUAGGAAUGUGUGUGCAUGAGUGAGAGAAUGUGUAUACAGUGGUACCUCGGGUUAAGAACUUAAUUCGUUCUGGAGGUCUGUUCUUAACCUGAAACUUUUCUUAACCUGAAGUACCACUUUAGCUAAUGGGGCCUCCCGCUGCGCCGCCGGAGCAUGAUUUCUGUUCUCAUCCUGAAGCAAAGUUCUUAACCUGAGGUACUGUUUCUGGGUUAGCGGAGUCUGGAACCUGAAGCGUAUGUAACCUGAGGUACCACUGUACUCCUCCUAGUGUGUGCAUGGGCACCUUCCUAAUUCUGUUGUUGAAUGUGAUGCAAGGUCAUAAACGGGAUAGUUCUUGGUGCCCCCUCAAUGCCCUCUGGCUUUUACCAGGGGGCAAGCUUUUAGUUUGGCAGUUCCUGCCCUGUGGAACUCCUAGACGUUUGGCAGGUGUCACCUCUGCUAUCUUAUAGAUCUCUUUUAAAAAAUGUAUUGUUCAGACAGGCCUUUAAAUACAAUUUUUUUUACUGACCAUUUUUCAUUGAUAUGUCAUUGGCAUUUUUACUGUUAUUAUUGCAGUACUGUGUUUAUAAGCUGUUCAAUGCCUUGUUUUAUUUUCUAUGAAAGUGUGGUUUUGAAAUAACUAAAUAAUAAAUGAAUAAUAAAAUCAGCUGAGGAAUACAGGCCGCAAUGGAACUUAAGAGAACAGCGAGACGUAUAGGAGUCUUUGGAGACAGGGGUUUGCUGAAAAGCCAUUGUUUAAUGCCAAACCAUACAGCACACAGACUCCCCAUUCUCUUACGCCAUAAAGUAUAAAUGGAUUUGGAAAGGAUGAAGGAAUGUGGCUUGAUUAAAGAAAUCGCCAAGCCUUUCAUGACAGUACAAAAGUGCCACCUCGUGGAAAAAACAAAUAACUGCAGUGCUAGGUAACUUUAUUAAUGAGAACACAGACGUAUUUGGGACUUUUAAUUUGGUUCUGAUCAUAAAAUUUUGCAAACAUUGAAAGUUAGUCCUGUAGGUUUUUAAAGUCAUUUCCCAAUUUUUUAAAAAUGUACUAGUUUAUACAAAAGUUUUUAAUUUCAGGGUUGAAGCACCUUCCAGGUAGCUAAACUAGACAACUGUAGUUUAUGCUUCAGCAUUUGAUCUUUAUUAUAGCUGCACUUUUCCUUGAGCAUAAGUUCCCAAGUUCACCUAAAAAAAACCCCUUUAAAAAACUUCUUAUCAAGUUUGUACCUUUCAGCAUUUAAUUUUCUGCUUGCAGCAAUGUUGCGUUAAACUAUAAGGUAUAUAACCCUUGGUCUUUGAGUGAAGCUUCAUUGAAGGUAUUGUCUUUAUCAUAUGACAGACUUGUAAAUAAAUGUUAAACAAUUUUGUUGAAGUUCAGAGGAUAAAAAAGGUCAGCAGUCUGCCUUCUUUAUUCCCGAUAAAACUACAAAGAUAAUAGCUUUGAUUUAUUUCCCUUUGAGGAGAGAAUAACACAGUGCAGCAUAGAGGAUUUUUCACACUAGAUAUCUACAUGAUUUACAUACUCUUUUAGAGAGUGCUGUUUUCUUCAACUUUCUCCCCCAAAGAAAUGUUAGCUUCCUUGUCUUACAUAGGCACACAAAAUAGAAAGUCUGUAGUACAUUCCAUUUUUUCGAGAUGAGUAUUGUUCAGUUUGUUUUAGCCUUUGACUUGAAUAUAUAUCAUUAAUUCCAGCUUGUUAGCAUGAUGGAGUGGUGCAGUUUCUUCUGCUGAUUCCAAAUCCAUGUAUAUCUGUGCAGUUAUUUGUCUCCAACACCAGCUCUGCCUAUGUCAUUAUCUGAUGAGGAAGGUUGUUGUGUACAAAAACUAUCAUUGUUAUAAAUUAGUUCAUUGAUAAGGUGCUAGGAAACUUUUGGGUUUCUUUCUAGGCUGGACUUUGUGUACCAAAGUCUGCUGCUGUCUGAGAAUAUUUCUCAAAUUAGGAGGGUAGACUUCCUGGAUGAGUAUGUCAUGUAUGAGGAGCACAGAUAAUUUGACACCUGCUAUUGAAAACAGUUAUCUGUGGAUUUCCCCAAAAUGUGGAUUUAAAUCUGCUGCAGUUGCUGGAAUUGGAUCAUGCGUGCAUGCUCUGGAUCAUAGUACUUAAGGCUGAAGAUGCAGUGGUCAGAUUGAGGAGUGUGGGUGCAGAUGUGGAGGAGGCAGGAAGCAGAGAGGCAUGGAGUGUACAUGAAACUGCACUAAGUAUGUAAAUAUAGGAGCUGUCUGUAAACCCUGGCCAUAGUAUGUGAUGAGGGUGUCUACAGUUAGACUGCUAUGAUGCAACUGCAGUUGAGGAAUUCCGCUUUUGCCCUUUGAAUUGAGUAUGUGAUUUUCAGGGAUGGGGUUAACAAAAGCGAGAUUGCCACCUCUCCUAUUUUAUUUCGUGAUUAUUAUUAUUGAUAUUAUCAUCAUUAGGAUUCUAUAAAGCCCUUCAUUUUAAGAUUGUGGGAAGUUUACAGGAUUAAAAACAGCAUUGCAAACCUAUUCUUUAUUUUUUUUAAAAAAAAUCAAUAAUAAAGUAACAUUGGUUUGUACAACCCGCUAAGCCAAACCUUGUCCUAGCUUAGUAUGGCAGAGGAGCAAAAAAGGACCAGAGAUGGGCAAAGUGGCUACAAGCUCUUCUCCCAAAGUUUGUAUGCUUGUGCAGCCUCACAAACUGGAUAUAAUAAAAACAAUAAAGUUUUUGUAAAAGUCUUUUUUUGGUAAAAAACAAAACAAAACCCAGGGAGAAUAAAAGACCUGGCACAAAAAAGAUAGCAUAAUACGUGCCAGGUGAGUAUUUCUGGGAGAGGAGUUGCCACCUGCCUUACUUGCAUCAGUGGGAUGUUCAAAGAAGAGCAUUGGCAGGUGACCUAAGUGUACAAUCUGUAUUUGGUUUCUGUCUUAGAUUUUAAGAGCUGUUGUGUUUCUGAGAAAUUAUUUUUGUGAAUCACAUAACAGUAGCAGUGUUUGCUUUGAUAGCAAGCAGGUUUUUCUUGAUACUUUUUUUCUUUGUUCACUGGAGUGCAUUAUUCCUAUACCUAUGUUUUAGGAGUAGCAGGUUCAAGAUAUGUGAAGGUGGGGAUUUGUAUCUUACGCCAGAUGAAAUGAAAAUCUACUUGGGCAAUAGCUCCUCCAUUAUCUUACUUCAACAGAUAAAGCAAACACUAUAAAUCAGCAUUUUAUUACUAAGGCAAGAUACAAAAGAUGGCUUUAACAGUCCUGCACAGAGGGAGUAGAUAAGAAGCAUUUGUCCUUUCAUUAGUGUAUGUAAUACCAUAUUUGAAUUAAUAUUCAACACAAUAAAAAGUGAACAAAAAUUGGCGACAACUGAUGGUGGUGAGCAGUCAUGCUGAAUUAUAUGAUUUUAAUAAUUUGUGGCAAUCUUUCCUUUUCUUAUGUAAUUAUUUUUUUGGAAAGUAAAAGGCUACAGCCUUACAGCAACGUAUAAGAGAUUUUAAUAGAGAUUGAAUAGAGAAUGCAGUGUAGUGGAUUUGAACAGGGAACAUACUUUCCAUACAGCGUAUACUAGCGUCUCUCUGGAAUAUAUAAAAUAGGUAUGUGAAAUAUACCUCACAGGCGUAGGCUGCAAUCCUUACUCCCUGAUGGUGGGAGUUAGGUUGGUGUGUAGAGCUUUUUCCCCACUGGCUUUUGUCCCAGCUCCACCAAAGUGGGCAGAAAGCUACUGUUGGUGGUUCUUAUUCUGAUGGUCGACAGCUGAAAGGAUAGAAACAGAUUAGUUUGUUUUGAGGUGGGGCGGCAGAGGCUAAGUCCCAUGGAUCCUCCCCCCAAAGGCCCAGUCCUUAAGCCUCUCAGUUUUGCCAACCAGGAGCUGGUAUAACGAAAGAAAGAAAGAAAGAAAGAAAGAGGCUUCCAAUGCAACAGGGACCACACUUUCGCGCCUCCCUGGCCCCUUGUUAGUAUAGUAUAUAACUUUAUGGAGGUAAUUAAAUAGGCAUAUACUGACCCAGGGUGCUUUUAUAUAUAACAUUUACCAUGAGAAAGGGCAGUGUUAAAUGUACUUCGCUUUUUUUUAUUUCUUGAGUGGGCAUGUAUGGGGUAAAGCAAAUCUUUAAGUAAACUUGUCCAAAACUUCCUUACAAUAAGAACAUCACGAUGUUAUCAGCAUAAUCUGUGAAAACCAAUCUAUGAGACCAAUGUGACGGUCAUAUUUUUAAGUAAAUGAUCAUGUCCUAUGAGGUACUUACCACACAGAGAGAGCAUCCAAUUAGUCCAGUUCAGCAUCUACGUAUGUAUUUGCUUUCACUUGUUUUUCUUAGUAUCUUCUAUGAUGCUAUCCAUUACAGCUGUCUACUUUAAUGUAUGGUGAAUAUAUGUUGGUAAUUAAGCAAGCAUUUUUGUUAAAAAAAGAAGAUAACGUGGGAAAAAAUAUAUUUGAAAAAUUAUUAAAUAAUUUAUUUUAAAUAAUUACAAUAUUUUAGAUAAACGUAUGUAACACAUAGGUAUGAGUGGUAGCUACACUCAGUAAUAUGGAUAAUACUAAAUAUCUGAUGAAGCCACCUCAUGUGUUUUAUUUUUCUCAUUGGCUAAUAAUGUCUUUUCAGUUCCAGCUGUGUUGUAUGUCUGUGUGUGAGAUUAGUGUUCAUAGCAGUAUGAAGCAUUAGUUAGCGGCUUGACUAGUUAAAUAAUUACCUUUACUUGUACAGACUUGGCCCUUGUUGUCCUUGACAAUAGGAUGCUCUCAUGUGCAAUUAAACAUUAAUUUGCCCCCACUCUCCUUGGGUCUCUGCUUAUGGAUUUUUUUCACUUCCAGUUAUGCCCCACUGAUUAUAAAACCUUGGUUUCCAGCCGCUGAAAACCUGAUUAGACUUGUGCUGCUCUGAUGUAAGGUUGACCCCCCCCCCCCCGGUAUACCUUCUAGGCUUAUUAUUUUGGAGCAGCAAGUAUAAAUACCAAGUAAAAUAUUCAUUCCUUUUUUAAAUAUAGGGAAUGGGAACAUUUUGAAGUUACAGUGGUGUUUCGUGCGACCAAUCAAAUGUGAGUGUAUCAGGUAAGAAUUAAUUUUUUGUUAAUAAUCAAUUUCAUUUUCAAAUGCUAGGUUUGUAGAAAUAGGUUUCUCUUUUAGAAAAAGCACAUACAUGCAUCUAAACGUAUUUCUUACACUGCAUGUUAUACACCCAUCACAAAGCAGCAGAGUUCUACCACGUACCACUCAUGGUAGUUACUGAAAUGUGAUAAAAGACAGUAUUUACCACACUGCAUGUCUACAGUAUGCAUUGCAUUGCAAUGUUGCACACUCACUAACUCGUCACAUUUAGGCUAAGCAAUUACUUAGUCAGUCUAGAUAAUAAGUAGGCAGAAGUAAGAAAGAUGAACAGCUACCAUGAAGCUAUGCAGUAGUUGUGGAGAUAAUAUUUUUUGGCUGGCAGGUAUUAAUAGGCCAGUCAUGUAUCAAUGAAGAACAAGAAGGCGAUGACUACAGUGCUUCUUUCAGGUUUAAUAUCAGUCAGUUCAAAGGAUCAGAUAUUAGGUGACCAGAAUGGAGUGUAAGUCAGUCAGAUAAGCAAGGAACAUCUAGGCUGUAAUGUUACUAUAGCAAGAGUUAGACUGCACAUCAUUCCCUCUCAGUGGGGAAGAUGUUUCUUACACUGUUCUCUGUUGUUAGACUCUAGUGCACUAACUCCGUAAAGCAGUCCAGACUUGUUUUUAUGGAAGCAGUAGUUUGCUGACCUAGAUGGGGAUUUCGCUGGAGUUGGUGAUAUGACAGCUAUGUCUGGAAGAAAAGCAAAAGGCCUCGGAGGGUAAUCAUACUAUGUGGCAGGGUAGCCCCAAAUACUGAUGGAGUGUCUUUUUUUUUGUAAAAAAAUAAUAAUUCUUAUCUUUGUUUAGGUGUAGGUUGUGACUUCUCUUGAAAGUACGUUUUGUAGGAUCUAGUGACUGCCUCAUUUCAUACAUGUUAUAGACAGUUGUGGACCUGUGAAAACAGGUUAUGUAGGCAGUAAGCUUCAUAUAUAUGACAGCUUGCAGAAUUCCCUUGUUUGUAUAUUCCUGUCCUGUCACCAGUCAUUCUACCAGAAACAAAAUCAUUUAUUUACUUUGCUUUAAAUUUUGCCCUGCUGAAGGAUGCAAGGUGUUGAUAUCAAGUACGGAACACUAUAGGUAGACCCAUGGCCCCUUGGAGGACUUAACAACAGAAACAUAAACUGACCCAGAGAGGAUGGAGAAAAAAUAAACAAAUGCAUAAAAUAAAAAACAUUAGUCUUCCUUCAGAUACAUACAUAGAACAAUAUCAGAGUUAUAAUUCAUAUUUUUAAAAUGAUGCUGUGCACUGUGAAAAAAAAUCCAAUCAUAACUGGCAAGAAAUCUGCUUUUUUGAGAUUAGAAAAGGAAUUUUCUUGUCAAGUGUCUUACAACAAAGGACAGAUUUUUUUAAAAAAAAACUUUGAGGAAAUGACAUGGUGAUGUCCUUUCAAAUGAGGAAAUGAAUCCUCUUCCUGUGAAAAUGAAAUCCUCCACAUAUCUCAGUUGCCUUUUAAGCCUUUCAACCUGUCAAUGAAAUUGUGUAAUCAAAUAAUAGCAUGCCUGAAGCUUAUAGCCUUUUCUUGAGAAGUAGUAUCAUCAAACGAUGUGCUCUAUUGAUUUUAAUCACACUGAACCAGAUUUUUUAAACUUAGAGUAACGGUAUUGGCUUCAGUAGGAUUACUCCAGAAUUUAUAUCAUAUAAGCACAGAAUUCUGUUCAUUUAAGCAAAAUAUUAUCCACUAUAAGGUACUGGAACAUCACUAGGUGAAAGAAAAUAUGGUCGGAUUUUCUUUUUCUGGAAGCUAUUCAAAUAGUCUUUCCUUCUGACCACCUGCUAAAAUUGUCAGAUAUUUGCCUCCAUUUUGUGAUGAGUAUUCAAGGUCAUUGCAGUGCUCAAAUGUACAUGCUGUUUUACUUUUUCUUCCUAGUCAGCCUGAGUUCUUGUUCACUUUUUCAUUUUUUAUCCAUCAUAUAUUGUACUUCAACACUGCUAUGCUAAAAGUGCAUUUUCUUUUUAGUUUAUUAAAGGUAUUUUCCAGUUAAUCCUAACACUUCUGAGCAUGUCUACUGGUUCCCAAACAUGUUCAGCCACUAAAACUUGCAUGCUCUGUACAGUUUUAUUAUUUAUUUAUUUUGGGGAUUUAUAUAUGUACUGCCUUUCAAAACAUAAAAUCUUUCCAACUACCAUAAAAACAUCAUUCAAUACAUCAAUACUAUAAUUAAAAGAGGAGUAGAAAGCAGUUUGAUAAUUAUCCUUUGAGCAGGAAACUGUUUCAAAUUCUGCUAAAUUUUGCUUUGCAGGAGCUUAAAUGAAAGAGUAUUAACAGUAUGUUUUAUUGACUUUGGUAUUCCAUUAAUUUUUCACUUUAUAAAUGGAGCUAUUAAGUUCUUACUUCACUAUAGAACGUUUUAGUUUGUCAGGAUUUUGUAGGUGGUAUGAAACGAACUAAUUCCAUAAACACAAGGAUUUCACCCCCUCUCUUCCCCCUUCAUGGCCCCUAAAUUUGUUCAGCGGUUUUUUCCUACUCUGUAGAUCAAAUUUGAGGAGGAUGUGGGGUUCUCAUGCGCAGGGAGGAGGGAGUUCUGGUGUGUAAGUGGGGAUUUUUUAUGUUGAAGGAAAAAUCUAGUUGGACAUUGCCCUGUAAAUUGUCUUCUGAAAAGCCUUCCCCCAGCUCUCCAGAACAGAUUUGUGCCAGUGUGUCGGAACUACAGGGAACAGCGGGAUUCAGCAGCCUCUAACUCAGUGGCUGUCACUGCCCCAGAAGAUCAAGCACCUAUUGUUCAUAUUCAUUUCAAACCUUGAAAGUAUUUGAUGGGGAAAACAGACUUAAGAUCUUGCAAAUCACUUUCUGGUUUUCUCACUUGCCCCAAAUAUGCUGCCAGAGAUGCUUCCCCACUUUAUGGCUUCUCUUUCCAAGGUACCUCCAGAAUUUCAGUACCUUCCCUAUCCCUCCCCACUCUGCAUCAUCUGGAUCCCAGGCCGAACCUCCAAAUUCCACCCACAAGGUAAACUCUUUGCAGGGAACAUGGCUAAGGUUGUGCAAAUUUAUACAAGUUCAUGAUUUGCUAUUCAAAAAAAAUCUUUUGGUUUCUUCUUACAGAGUCUGUAUUGCCAUGGUGCAAAAUUUGAUUUUACUGGGAAGAAAACUUCACAGUGACCUUCAGCAGAGUAACUAGAAUAAUAACUCAGUGAGUUGAUACACUUUGGCAGUACAAGAAUUAAAAUAAAAUAGUAGCGGGGAAGUAUUUACCUCAUGUAUAUUUGCUUUGAGAUGCAACUAGGCAUACAGUGGUGCCCCGCAAGACGAAUGCCUCGCAAGACGGAAAACUCGCUAGACGAAAGAGUUUUCCGUUUUGGAGGUGCUUCGCAAAACGAAGCUCCUAUGGGCUUGCUUCGCAAGACGAAAAUGUCUUGCGAGUUCCUGCGGUUUUUUUUCCCUUCCCCCCCCUUUUUCUAAGCCGCUAAGCCGCUUAUCUGCUUAUCCGAUAAGCUGAUAAGCCGCUGAUAAGCCGCUAAAAGCCGCUAAAAGCCGCUAAAAGCCGCUAAAAGCCGCUAAUAGUGCUAAUAGCGCUAAUCCGCUAAUCCGUCAAUGGGCUUGCUUCGCAAGACGAAAAAACCGCUAGACGAAGAGACUCACAGAACAGAUUCUUUUCGUCUUGCGAGGCACCACUGUAUAUAAUGUGGUUAAGCAAAUGUAACCUAUUUCCAUUUAGACAAUUUUGACAGUGAUUGAUUUUGAUCUAUAAUGGCAUGGCUGAAAUAUUGAUAAACUUGAGUUAGCACCUUCAAAUGUUUGAAUGCGACACAUCACAAAGUACAUAGGUGAGAUGGCAGACCCAGUUGUGCUUAUUGCUUGUGAAUGUACUCUUAGAAACAUAAAAGGAUAAUAAUAGAAUCAUAGAAUUGUAGAGUUGGAAGUAAUAAAAGUUUUGUGUUUGUUAAGCAGAGAUGAAAUGUUUGGAUACAGUUACAUAGUAUUGUUUUGUUUUUUGUUUAAUUAUCUAGCUAUUGGUUUUAGACUUUAAUAACAUGGCACCAUUGCACAUGAGCUUCCUAUAGCAUUCUGGUCAAAAUGUAAAGGGUCUGUUUCACCUGUAAGGACUUUACACACCUUUUGCUUUGAUUACUACAAGCUUUGGUCUGUCCAGAAGGGAUUAUAAUGAUUUAUCCUGCAUUUGUUUAGAUAACUUCUGUUCUUCUUUGAUAUUUUAGGAAUGCUUUAAAAUGUACUCUGGCUCUCUGCAUAAAAAGAGAUUAGGAAGCUAGCUAUAAAUUUGAUAUGCUUGGCUAACACAAAAAGCAUACAAGAGAUUCUUUAGGUUAAUUAUUCUUCAGUAUCCAUGUGGUGGGUAAAUCACACUUGCACUUUGCAUGGUUGACCAUUAAGCUCAUUGAUAUGCUGCUAUAUGUCAGGGAUGGCUGACUUCUGCAUUGUUGGGGACCAUGCCAUUCUCCUAAUCACCUGGUGGUAGGAAGUGUCUAUUAACUAGCAACCGACUUUCUCAUGACUAGUCAAGCUCCAUAAUAAAGUAGGUGCAGUGCAAUACUUGUUGUUGUUGUUUAGUCGUUUAGUCGUGUCCGACUCUUCGUGACCCCAUGGACCAGAGCACGCCAGGCACCAGAGCACGCUUAGGGUAUCACAAUUAUAGAACCCAUGUGCUCAAGGUUUAGCCAGGACAAUACAUACAAAAUCCAAAAGAGAGAGUAUGUGUGGAGUCACUAUUUCUUGGGAAUGGAAUCUCUUUUCCUUAUAGCUGAAAGUGUAGACCAGCCUUUCAUGACACCAUGCUUAUAAUUUGGUUGGGCUGUAGAAGGUGCUGUAAAAUGAUUUGGUCCCGGGAUUGUCAGUUGGUCUUUCCUGUCAUAUAUUUAAAGUCAAAAUUUAAAACCCUUGGUAGCAAACAUUGGAACAAGAACAGCUCAUUAAUUUUUAGAGAUGAGCAAAACCCAUGUUAGACCCGCUGCCAACAUGUGAGAUGCUGGGCCCACCUGAUUCCUGGCAUGCCCAUGGCAGCAGCCAACAGGGCUGAGGGGACAGCUUUGACUGGAGCUCUGGACUGCAUGCCCAAACUCACCAUUCUGCCAUAUUAAUUAUGCUGCCCUGGUGUGCUUCUGGCAUGGAAUCCAGUGCUCCAAGUGGCAAUGGGGACUGCAGGGGGCAGCUCGGCAAUGACACAGAUCAGAGCUAUCUUGAUUAUGUUUGUAUUGGCCUCAGCCUACACAUUUCACAGCUGAAGUGGCAUAAGAUGGCUGUGCCACCACCAUCGUAGAUAGGUUGGCAGGUAGCAAUCUUGGAGGUGGAGUAGACAUAUCUCAGAAGUUGUUGGAUCUGGGGGAAUAUACCUAGUGAGGAAUAUAAAGAACAUUAGAGAGCAAAGGCUUUAAGGGGGGAUGGAAUUGUUUUAAGGUCUGACACACACACUGGCUUAAAUUAAGUAUUCUUCUUUUAAGGAUCAAGCAAUAAGAUAGGAUCCAAAGGCUUAUCUAGUCCAACAUCCUACCAAAUACCUGAAGCCCUGUCAAUUCAUUCAAGCUAGCCAAAUACACAUUUACCUCUCUAGCAUAAUAGGUUUUGUUUUAUGUUUUCAAUUUUUAUUCCACAACUGAGAAUAUAAACAGGGAAGAAUUAAGUGUUGUGCUUUUACAAAUGUUCUAUCAGCACAAGGACUGAACAACCCCUCCUCUCUCCUCUAUGAACAUUUCUGGGGGUUUUCCCAUUCCCACUGGGCCAAUUUGGGGUGCAAGUGCAGGAGGCAAGACAGGAGGGAAAACCUUGUUAUGCUAGGGGAAGUCCAGUUAGUUGAAUCCAGCCCAGAAUGAUAAAGUAACUAAUAACAAACAACAGAACAUUCUAGCAUGCUGUUUCUGUAUGGUUGCUUUUUUGGGGGAGGGGGGUGUCUUUUAGUUUAUGAACAGUAGGCAGAUUACUUAGUCUGUAGACUUCAGUGGUUUCUUUCUAUCCAUUCUUACUCCAGCUCCCUUCCAUGACAGUGCUACCUAUUUCAACAUGGUCCUCACUUUUUGAGGUAAGAUUUUAGGUUGUACAUAAUAUUCCUUCCAAUAUUACAUCAUAAAAAAUGUAGCAUUAUAUAUUCCCCUUUUGUAAGCUGAAAUCAUCAAGAUAAAUAAUUUCCCCUGCUAAAAAAGGGUAAAGGACCCCUGACAGUUAAGUCCAGUCGUGAACGACUCUGGGGUUGUGGCGCUCAUCUCACUUUACUGGCCGAGGGAGCCGACGUUUGUCUGCAGACAGUUUUUCUGGGUCAUGUGGUCAGCAUGACUAAGCCGCUUCUGGCGAAACCAGAGCAGCGCACAGAAACGCCGUUUAAAAAUGUGUGUAUGUGUGUGUGUACACACGUGUGUAUAGAGAGAUCGAGAGAGAUCAGAGGUCUGUAUUACAGUACUGUCAUUGCUUGAAGCCAUUGCUAGUCAUAACACAUUUUAAUACCACCAAUCCACUAACUGUGACCUUCCAAUUCCUUUUCUCAGCUUUUUGUUUUGCUUCCUUCAACAGUGGACACUGAGGUGCCAAUCUUUGUGCUACUGUUUAAUUUGCACAGCAGGAUCUACACGACCAAACAGAUGGCUGAUCUCAGUCAGGAAAAUACAACUGCAAAAUGUACAGAGUGUUGCACAUCAUUUGAACCAAGCAAUGUUGUGCUUUUUUGCCCCCGUUGCAAUAAUGGCACCAUGAGCCCUGAACAAGCUGUAGUAGAGACCUCAGAUUCACCAACUACUUCAGUGAGUGAAUGUUCGGAUCCCGAAGACACCUUGUCAAAGAAACAAACAUCUUAUUUAGCAAAUGUAAGGAUACUAACUUCAAAGAUUUUAUUUUCUUCCUGUUCCACCAUCCUUCCACCACCCCAGUGUAUGUUCAGAUAACUUUCCCUUUUGUGAAAUGCCUUUGUGAAAUCUGGCCAGUGAUAGUAACGUCAGGCAAAAUAGGAAAAUGUCAGGAUUCAAACCUAUAAAGCACUCCCUUCCAGGAAAGCUGCUUACCCACUCAGCCACAGAAACAGGCAGAAGACGUGGAACAUUUGCCAUCCUCCAGGUGACCAUGUACAAUUCCAACCAUAUGUGGCAGGACCAAAUAGGACACAUAAGAAACUCUAGCCCUAUGAAACAGUAGAAGUCUUGCCUGGAGAAAGUCCUAGGCUUAUACUCAGACAGGGAUAGGAAGCUUAAGCUUGUGCAGACACACCUGACCAAGCCAUUUGGGUGCUGGAUGGGCAAAUUACUUGUUUCUUAAUGGACCUCUGCUCCAUCUUCCUGUGCUGUUUUUCUUGGCCGGCUAGCUCUGCUAAGUUAUUGAUCAUAUAUGCCUUGUUCCUCCCCCUCCCCCUGCCAGUUGAUGGACUCCUUUACAGUGGCAGCAGUACCUGUUUCACUUGUGGGUUCCGAGAGGCUGCCCGCUUUGAAUGGAGGGCUCACUGAACUUAAAUCCCAGUAGUAGAAAAAGCAUUGGCACCCCUCCCAGUUAAGACUCUCAUCCUGAAGUGAGAUUGAACUAGGAUGGGAGAAGAGAUCCCUAUCCGCUAACUCCCAGUAACAAAGAAAUGGCAGCUGUAUGAAAUCUUUUUAUUGAACGGCAUGGCAGAUGGAAUAGCGUCUGAAACAAAGGCAGGUGGGAUUGCCAGUCUUUUGUCCCAGCGGCGGUUCGUUGCCAUUGAAAACUGCAUAACAGCAGGCAGAAGAGUUGCAGGUGUUACGCUCGCCGUGGCUUCUUCUACAUGUUGGAUAUGCCUUUACCUGUUUAAGCAGCUGCCUGCCUGUCAUCUUGCAAAGGUGCAGGAGCCUGUCUGGUAGCUCCACAGAGGAAAACCUAGAAGUGUUCUGGUGACUGCUAAGGAUGAGUGAGCUGUCCAGAACUUGCCUUAGACCAUCGCUUCUCAACCUGUGGAUCCCCAGAUGUUGUUGGACUACAACUCCUAUCAUCCCUGAGCUCUGGGCUUGUUAGCUAGGGGUGAUGGGAAUUGUAGUUCAACAACAUCUGGGGACCCACAGGUUGAGAAAGGCUGCCUUAGACUGACUUAUUCUCUGAUCCCUCCCACACCCUGCUCAGGCCAAUUUGAGGGCGUCAGAAAAAGCAUCCACUAUUCCCAGAAGCCCUUUCUGCCGGUCCCCUGCCUCUGAAACGCAAGCUCUCUAACCUUCCUCUUUUAAAACCUAAUAGGCAUGGCGCUUUGAGCAGUGACAGCAGAGAGAUGAAACAAGUCCCCCUUGCAACAACUGGGGUGACAUCAUUAGAUCAGUUUCAGCUGAUGUUGAGAAUGUAGAUAUGUUGAAUCAUUUGAUUUUCUUUGAAAUAAUAGCUCAGAUUUAAUCUCACAAUUUUCAAAAGUUACAAUAAUUGUGUGGAGAAAUUAAGCAGAAGUGGUGAUUGACCUAAAUUUCUAUUAUUCCCCUGAUGCUUUUUAUAGAAAAUAUGUACAAAGGACAUUUUCUUUUGUUUUCAGUCCAGUGCUGUGUACUGCAUUUAUUUGAGAACACAAGUAUUUGAAACUUGUACAGCACAAAUCUUUAAAAGCUUUUGUUGCAAAAAAAAUCCCCUGAAAUAAAUAUACAUUCAAAACAAAUGGGAUGGGAAAGCACUUAAGAUUGAAACUCCAGAGGAUUACCCAUAAUUUGGUCAAUUAACACAAAUUGGCCUCCUUAAAGUAGUGCUCUUAAAAAGCGGGAUGCAAACUUUGAACAAUCUCAGAUAAACUUUGUUUGAACAUACCAUGAGUGAUUUACAUCUGAUAUAAAAAGAUAAUAUAGUAACCUAUGAUUAUACUUUUUAUGUCAUAUAGUAUAAUCAAAAAGAAUUACUUCAUUUUACUAUUGGCAACUGAGUUUUACAUCUCGGAUGGUCAGUAGAAUGCAUAGGAUGUUUUGAAAAGCAUGACCAUUAACUUUAGAAUUGCCAUAUAUGAAAUCCAUUAUUGUUAUAGAUUUCUUUACUUUUUUAGUGUAAGAUGGAUAUUAUAUUAGCACAAAUAAUUUUAGCAUCAUUUUAUUCUCUUAGUUAUACAUUUACUUGUCUUUUUUCCAACAUCAGCUACUUCAUUAAUUUAGUAUCUAAUUGAUUAACUUAAUGCAAGCACUUAAUGCAGUGUCAUUUUUUGUUAGCGUAUCCCAGUUGGCUGAUUCACACAAAAAGAAUAAUCUUUUACUCUGCUUGAUAAAAAAAAAAGUAUUAGGCAUUAGGAAUUUUUUAAAACCCUACUAAUUCUAGAUUCUUUAUUCAGGCUGUCUAACACCAGUAGCAUUUACAGUUGUAAAUAUGUAAAUACAAAUACAUUUCCACUACUGUUUAUUUAGUGGAAUUCCUUAUAUAUAUUGUCCGGUAUCAGUUUAAAAAGGAUUUUUUAAAAGCAGCCAUUAGGCUCUUCUGCUUGGUUGGCUUAUAUAGGUACAGAGUGAAUCAGAUUGCCCUAUUUUAUUUUAACACGGUCCCUUCCAACUCUACAAUUCUAUGUUUCUAUUAGAAUAUGAACAUAGGAACCUGCUUUAUGAAAAAAAGUUUUAUUGUGCAUUGAUUUGGCUAUUUCUGGUUUGAGAGUGCCAUACUGCUAUAUAAAUAUUUUGGAAUAAAAAAACAAAAAUUGAAUUGGAUUAUUAGUUCAUCUAGCUCAGUACUGUCUCUUUACUGUGAUUGGCAGUAGCUUCUCCAGGACUCAGAUUAAGUUUCUUCCCAGUCUUGAGACUUGUAUUGAAUAUGGGGUUUUGGAUUGACUAUAAGUACAUAGAACAUAGGAAACUGACUUUUAACAAGCCAGAUCUUCAGUCCAUCUAGCUCAAUAUUCUUGACAUUGGCUAGCAAUGCCUCUCUGGGUUUCAGGCAGGAAUCCUUCCCAGCCCUCCCUAAAAACACCAGGGAUGGAACCCGGAACCUUUGACAUGAAAAGCGUAUGCUCUAUCACUGAGCCAUGGACCUUCUCCUGCGAAGCAUGUGCAUCACCCUUAGGGAAUGAUCCCUUUUGGGACCAUAGCUGGUGUGCUACCAGCUAUCAAGGCAGGAUGGUGCUGUUCAGGGUGGCUUUCGCUCUUUCAGCUGGUGGUACAUGGGGGUAACUGCUCACCUGCUGCCUAGACAUACUAGUCCUCUUGUAGAAAACAAGGAAAUAGAGAGGCUUAUUGGGAGACAUGCUGCAGAAUCUGGAUUCUGUGAGUGAGACUGGCUUUUCAGCAAGCAUUUCCUAGAACUGAAGUAGAACAUAAAAAAGCAAUGCAAGCUUAAAUCACGUUGGAACUCCUUGCUGAAAUAGAUUAAAUGCAUCAGAAAGGAAAAAGGAAUACAUAUUUUUAUAUAAGGUGUCUUUAGACUCUCUUUCUUUCCACUUAUUCAUACUCCGACACAGGGGUAGCCAAUGUGGUGACUUCCAAGUGUUACUGGACUUCAGUUCCCACUAUCCAUUACAAUUGGCCAUACUGGAUGGGGCUGAAGUGAGUUGAAGUUCAACAACAGCUACUACAUUGGCUGCCUCCUGCUCCAUCAUACAUUUUGAUUGUUUUGCGAUCUGUUGUUUUGAAAUCUAAUAAGUUCACCUUUUCUAGGUCUCGUCCCACUUCAUAUAUUUUCUCGUUUUCUUGUAAUAACUUACAUAUAACUUACUGCAUGUGCCGGAAGGUACAUAAAAUAGCAUAUAGCCUUUUAAAACAAUGGUUUGUAUUUUAAUUUCAUGCUUCUCUUUUUAUGUCCCUAAAGAUGCCAAAGUCAGAACUAACAGACUCUCAGAGGAAAAUGCUCAUUACCACCCCAGGCAUUCGUGGCAGUAAUACAGAUUUCAAAGUUCCUCACACGCGAAUAGAAGAUGGAGCAGCAAUUCAGGUUCGUAGUUGUGCAUUCCUCCAGACUUUUGGUACAAUUUUUAAUUAGAAGAUGGCAAAAAUAGCUGUGUAAAUAGCUGCGUUGGUCCAUGGGUGGGAGAGUGGUAAUGCCUGUAUAAGGACCAUCCUGACUGAUAUAAUACAGUAUCAUAGAAUCACAGAACUGCAGAUUGGUAUCCAAAGGGUCAUCAUGUCCAACCCUCUGUAAUGCAGCAAUCUCAAUGUCAAAAGCAAGCUUUCAAGUUCCUCAACACUCUUCAUCAGGCUUGAUGUCAGAGACUGGGCAGAGGAGGAAUGGUGGAGACUGCCUCCCCAGCCAGACCCUUCCAGAGAAGGAGGAGACUUCAGAAUUACAACAGGGGUUUGAGGAAAUCACAGCUCAGAGGCAGAUGAGGGGAAAAGCUGGGAGAUAAUGGGAGAGGAGGUAGAAGCACCACCCGAGGGGGGGACAACUGACGGACUCUGAUGGACUCAGUGUCUUUAGGAAGCACUCCAGACCCUGCCCCCUGAACCCUGCAGGCAUUGAAAGUAGGAGAGCAGAGAGCUCAGAGGCAGAAGGCAUCUCAGCCACCAUAGUGAUGAUGCAUAAUGGGAGAGGUGAAGAGGGUGGGGUUUCACUUGGAACAACACCAUUACUCCAAGAGGCUGCAUUUCUAAGCUUCUCUCUGUGACUAUUGAAUAAAAAGCAUCGGUAAGAACUUUCCUUGUCUUAUCCAUUCCUGGCAAUCUACCAUGGGGGGUUUGAUCUUCUGACUCUUGACACUGUAUAUUCAACAAAGCAAGAUGGAGGGGGCAAUAAAAAUGGUCAUUUAUUAUUGUUAAUCUAAUAUAAUAUUCAUUCAAGCUGCUUCUUUUUUUGCAUUUCUAUAUCUAUCAGAACAGUUUUGCUGUUCCGUUACGGUGGCAUCCUCAGGUUGCUUGGCCAAAAGAUCUAAAGCAACCUGGUGAACACAAUGGAACUAAAAAGGGCUGGAGUGGACACAGCUACAAUAUACAAAUAGAUUAAUGGGAUGACAAGUAGUUUACGUGGUGUUAAACCCAUUUUUCAAACAACAAAUUGUUAGCAAAAUUAUGUACUUUGUAGAUACAGCACUUUUCUAGUUGGGAUUCUAUGAACUUAAGAAGAGCCCUGCUGCCUUGGAUCAAAGGCCAGUCUAGUCCAGUACCCUGUUCCCACAGUGGCCAACCAGAUGCCUAUGGGAAGCCUGCAAGCAGGUCAUGAGUGGAAUAAUGUGUUCCCUAGCAAGUGCUAUUCAGAAGCAGAAUGUCUCUGAUACUGGAGAUAAUAUAUAUUGAUAAUAAUGACUAUUAGCCAUUGAUAGCGAUAACAACAGCAGCUUGUAAAGUACUUGCGGUUUUCUAAAUACUGAACAUACAUUAAAGAAAAGGCAGCCCAUACAUGCAGGAUAGACACGAUACAAAUGGAAAAAAGAAAUGGGGAAGGGAAAAGGAAAGCAAGUAUUUGAGCAGCUGCUCUUUUGUCAGCCAAUAGAUGGGGCCAGGUCGACAUUCCCUCACCAAAAAGAUUUCCUUGAGAGGCUGCUCCUGCUGCUUGAUCAUUUUGAAUGCCAUCAUGUGCAACUUUUCCAGUUCUACAAUUAUACUUUGCAAUCGGUGGUGGCCAAAACUGUGCCCUGUAAUCCAGGUGCAGCCACACCAUAUAUAUGUAUAAAGUAUUAUGAUAUGGGCAGGUUAGUUUUUUAUUCUUUCCUAAUGAUCCCCUGGCAUUCAAUUUGCCUUUUUACAGCAGCAGCACACUAGGCUGAUAUUUUCAUUGAGCUAUCCACCACACACCCAAUAUCCCUUUACUGAUCAGUCACCAUCAGCAUGUAUGUAAAGUUAGGAUUCUUUUGCCCCACUGUAUAAAAUGGAAGACCCGUGUAUUUUCCUGAAAGCAUCCUAGAACAUUUAUUUUGCAAGUGCCUACUUUUUCAAGUGCAAAGCACACACCAUUGCUGUCAGCCCCCUGCCCCUGUCAUCACAAUCUGGUUUUUUGAUGUCCUGCAAAACUCAACGUUCCUCAGUAAUAAGGAUUUGAAUAUUUAGUGAAAUUCAUCAGUCUUGAGGAUAUUUUCCUCAUAUAUAUUUGACUACUAACAUAACUUAGGGGCUCAUCCACACUUUCACUUGUCCUGUGCCUAGAAAGCCCAGGUUUGAGCAAUUUUCCACUUGCCCCAUACUUUCUGGGCAUAGGUCUGAGCGGUUUUGCCCUGGUCCCACAGAUUUCCCUGAGAAAACCUGCUCUUUACCAAUGAAUCAUAGCAAAUGUCAGUCCACAGAAAGCCCAGCUGGCGUUUGGUCCAAUUCAGCAGUAAAGAUUGGGUUUCCCCGGGGGGGAAAUGGUGGGGCAAGACCAAGUCUGGAUGAGUCUUACAUGAGUGUUCCUCUGUAACAUUCAACUUGUUAAUUUUAUUCUUCUUAUUCUUCUUAUUACUGCAGCAAAUUUAUUCAUUUGGAAGGAAAUUAGGACAAGGCAGCUUUGGUGUGGUGAUUGAAGUAACAGACAAAGAAACAGGCAUGAAGUGGGCAAUCAAGAAAGUGAACCGGGAAAAGGUAGGCUUCAAUUGUAUUGGAGUAUGAGUUUUUAUUUUUCAGACAAUGAUAAUAUUAUUUAUUACAAAUUAAUCACCACAAUGCAUUUAUGUGCCCCAAAUUCACAUUGCAAAUGGUGAAUGUGUUGAUUUUCAUGCUGCCAUCAGUUUUCUUCAACUUUCAUUUCUCAGAAAACAUGAGACAUAAUAUUGUGAACAACUCUGAGACCUAUGGAUAAAGGGUGAUAUACAAAUAUAAUAAUAAUAAUAAUAAUAAUAAUAAUAAUAAUAAUGCUACCAUUUUCAAACAAAUGGUUCAAAUGAAGUAAGUGGUUUUGAACUGCCUAGUAUUUUCUGAAUAUUUUAAUUCCAGGAAUAGUAUUUGGAUAAAUAAUUGCAGAAUCAAUUUUGUAAUUAUUGAGUUACGUAGUGUAUGAUCCUAUCCUGCACCGGUUCAUCACCCAACCACAGAGGGAAUGCUAUCAGGCACAAGAGACUCAUGUUUCUACCCUCCUCUUUCCUUUUUGGUGAGAAGGCUGUGGCAUAUCACUAGGCCAUUAGGGGAAUGGAAGGCUUCCACAUUCCUUACAUAUCUCAAUUCAGCCUGCUGUCUCUACUUGUUGGCAUUUCAAGCCUGAGCAGAGGGUCAAGGCUGUAUGGGGAUAUUUAUUUAUGUAUGUAUUUGGAGCACUUUUAGCCCACACCUCAACAUACAGUUCCAAGGUGAGCUAAGUCCAAUUAAAAACAAAAUAACACUAGUUCUAAUAUAUUUAAAAGAGCAGGUAAAAACUACAUAUCCAUUAAAAUACCAUACAUAAAAAGGCCUGCGAGUCUGGUGGGAUUUUAUUGAAUACAUUAAAAAAAAUUAUAUUGGUCUUGUCCACAAGUCUCAAAAAAAUUAGGACAAGUAACAUCUAAUUGGAGUAAUAUAGAGCCUUUUAUUCUUGGUACUCCUCUGAUGGUUUCAGAUGGUUUAUAGGCUUGUUUUUCUGUGUAUCUUGCAACUCAUGUGUGCCAUACCUCUUGCUCUCUCUUCACUUACCUGUCUGUAUCUUAUUGCAAAUAUCGGGAUAGUUUUAUCAUUCCUCUUAUGAAUGUAACAACCCAUGCCUACCUUGGCUUGGUUUAGUUUUUUAUGUGUUUGUCUCAUGAAGUUCUGGUAGGGGUGUUUGACAGGACUAAGGCUAUGGAACCUGACUUUGAAGCUGCCGCAAGAAAUGUGUUUCUCUCACUCUUAAAGGCGGGGAGUUCUGCAGUAAAACUACUUGAAAGGGAAGUGAGCAUCCUAAAAACAGUAAACCAUGAGCAUAUAAUACAUCUUGAACAAGUGUUUGAGACUCCCAAGGUAAGACAUUAUCAAUAGAAAUCCUAUAAUGCAGUUAACCCAAAGGUGCAAACCAUGUGUGAUGAUGACAGAUGGUUGUGUUAGAAUUGUACUGCGGUUCAGUUCCUAUAAAGUGGAGAUGGGGCUUUAUAGAGGGCGAGAGGGUGCUGAAGCUCCCAAGCCACCCAGUGGUGCUCUGAUAUAGUCCCACUAGGAGUAAAAGACCUUUGAAGAAGCUGUUUAUCAGGGAAGUGAGUUGUGCAAAGGGUCCUUCCACAUUUUUCACCUUGAAUGACUCUUCUUCUUUUUUUUAUUCCCCCCCUUUUUUUUACCUUGAAUGACUCUUUGAAAAGCACUUAUAACCAAUAUCACUUUAUAUUUUCAGUUUUUAAAUGUUGUAACAUUUAAGAAUACAGUUGUACCUUGGGUCCCAAAUGCCUUGCAAGUCAAACGUUUUGGCUCCUGAACGCUGCAAACCUGGAAGUGAGUGUUCCGGUUUGCAAAUGUUCUUUGGAAGCCGAACGUCUGACAGUGCUUCCACGGCUUCCGAUUGGCUGCAGGAGCUUUCUGCAGCCAAUCAGAAGCCACGCCUUGGUUUCUGAAUGUUUUGGAAGUCGAAUGGUCUUCUGGAACAGAUUCCAUUCAUCCUCCGAGGUACCACUGUAGUUGGCUGUUCAAAAAUAUGAAGAAUAUUAAUUCUUCAAUCUUUCUAAAACAAAAAUGUUUAUUCUAUUUUUAACUAAAUAUUUGAGGCAUUUAGAUUGAAAAUAUAUAUUAAUACUUUCAUAUUAUACCCACACAUUUAUAUUGUUUAUUUCUUAAUGUUAGCGUGUGUACCUUGUAUUGGAGCUAUGUGAGGAUGGAGAACUUAGAGAGAUUCUACAAAGAAAAGGUCAAUUUACAGAGAAUGAGACACGGCACAUCAUUCAGAGUCUUGCCUCAGCAAUAGCAUAUCUUCACAAAAGAGGUAAUGUGAUGAUUAUUACGUUCUUAUAGAUUAUUAUAUCUCAUUUUCACAAUUUUGUAUCUCUUACUUGUUUCAUAGUAUAAUUGUGGCCCUAUCAACUGAAAAGCAACAUUCUUUUAACACACACAUUUUUUGUUGCUCAUUUACUAGUUAAAAUGCCAUUACUUUCUCCUAUUUUCUUCUAAUUAUUUUUCUUCGUUCAUUACAGCAGUAACUUUUUUCAGCAAAUAAGUGCAGAAUGUUGUUGUUAUUGUUGUUGUUGUUAAUUUUGUUGUUGUUGUUGUUGUUACCCCCUCCCCUUGCACACUCUUCAAACCCCAUGCCCCCUCCCCUUACAGUUCACCUAACCCACCCUACCCUCGCCUGAGUAUUGUUCUGCCAUUGUGCCGCAGUUGGCCAGCCAGCUAAACUGCGGCAUUGCAGUGUUUUUUCUUACAAAAAUAUAAUACGAAAUACUUGUAUUGAUUAUGGAUAAUAACUGAGAGCACAACUGUGAAUGGGAAAUGGGACAAAAUGAGAAAGAGUUGUUCAUCUUUACUUCUGAUGAACCUUAUGCUUUGUCCUUCUGAGCACAGGAAGCUAGCUGGAUGAUUUCCUUUGAUAUGCUAAUUUUACAAAUGGGUGCUUUUAAAGUGCAUCAAAUGACAAAUCAUAUUAUUCAAAAUUAUGAUUUUCCCUUUAUUAAAAGAACGGAUCUAAGUUUGAUCCAGAUUUGGAAUGUACAGACCAGACUUUUUCUAUAAAAGAAAACUGUGUCUGCAACGUGCACUAAUGUAGGAUAAAAUGCACUAAAAGUGUAGCUCAUAAAUUACUCAAUCAAAAGGGUUUAAAACAUUUAUGUCAGAAUAUUUUCAAUGCAAUUGAUAAAUAACACUUACUUUUUGUUCUCCAUCUUGACAGAUAUUGUUCACAGAGAUCUGAAAUUGGAAAACAUUUUAGUUAAAAGCAGUGACAUUGAUGAAGAAAAUGAAAUGAAAUUAAAUAUAAAGGUAAGCCCAGAAAUUGCAACACUUUACUUUAAGCAGUACUUUUGCCUGUGGUUUUUUUAAAACCCAGGAAUCAGAAGUCAAGUUUCCAAGUAAAUGCCUAUUAGUAGCUUUUGAACUGAAACAUAAUGGUGUAAUCAAGCCAAAAAUAAAAGGUCUGAGAUAAGAACAAUUGACAAGAAUGUAGGAGUCAAGUGCCAUUGAAGAAAGUUCUUGUUGAGCAAAGAGUAGUAUAGUUAUAGGCCAUUUAAAAAGAAAUGUUUUUAGAAGUGUACUGUGUUAUUCUUAUACCUUUUUGGAUAUAGUUCCAAGCCAUUAGCAAGAGUGAGCUGGGGAGCUGUAAUUAGUAUGAAUUAUGCAUACUGCCAAUUUAUUUUAAACAUUUUAGUAAUUUUGAAAAACAUAUGAUGCUUUACAUAUCAGCUACUUUCUAUUUUGUAGACUUUGGAUAUUAUAAGUAUUUACUACCUAAACGCAUUAAACGUAUCAAGAACUUACACUCAUUUAUUUGUGUGGAAAUAAUUGGAACUUGAUGGUUGCUAAAUUAUAUAUUACUUUAUCCUUACUUAAAAAUUUUAUUGCUGUUAUAAAAUGGCUGUGAGGAUUGUAUAAGAAGUGCAUGCUGACACAUAGAACCGAAGUACAGAGGUUCAACCUGCAGUAACUAAAGCAGCACACUAUGAUAAAUUGUAUUUUAAUUAGAGUGUUCUUUGUGAAUCCGAACUUUUCUUUGCACAAGUUCACAAGAACAUUCCACCAGGCAUUUCUCUUCAUGUGUUGCUUCUGAACAUACUUUUGCUUGUAGCUGCAUGGAGAAAUGCACAAUAAUUCUCAAGCUGGGGGUUGUUUGUGCUGUGCACUGGAAGGGAGAGGAAGAGCGAGGACAGUCAUGUUUCCCCUGCCUCUGCAGACUGGGCUGUGACAGCUUGCUGAUGUGACUGUGCAGCCUUGUUACUUCCCCUGUGUUGGUGUCAAUGUGGUACAUUCAAGCUUCUGUUUGUUUGUUUUUCCUGGGAAGACUAAAGAGAAAACCCGUUUGUUUUGGCUGCUUUGGGACUAUGCUCAGCCUCUGUGAUCUUCCUACCCUAUGCCUUGUUUUCUUCACCAUCCUUGUAGUUUCUCCCAAUUUUGAAUGUUGCCCAUAAGUGCCAUAUUGCUGUCACAACUGACAUUUUGCUUUGGACUUUUAAAUGUGGUCUUUGGGCUCAGUGAGCAUUGGUAUCCCACAAAGACUAUUGUGUGUGUGUGGGGGGGGUAUCCUUCAGAGGCCCUGAGGCUUUCAACACCCUAGACCAGCGUACUGGAAUAGGGUCUGUCCCACCCACAGGGAAAUGGCCAAGGCAUGGCUACCCACCUGCAUUUAGAAUCAUAGAAUCAUAGAGUUGGAAGAGACCACAAGGGCCAUCGAGUCCAACCCCCUGCCAAGCAGGAAACACCAUCAGAGCACUCCUGACAUAUGGUUGUCAAGCCUCUGCUUAAAGACCUCCAAAGAAGGAGACUCCACCACACUCCUUGGCAGCAAAUUCCACUGUCAAACAGCUCUUACUGUCAGGAAGUUCUUCCUAAUGUUUAGGUGGAAUCUUCUUUCUUGUAGUUUGGAUCCAUUGCUCCGUGUCCGCUUCUCUGGAGCAGCAGAAAACAACCUUUCUCCCUCCUCUAUGUGACAUCCUUUUAUAUUUGGGUCUCCGUCUACUACCAAUAUCCCUUCCAUACUUUCUUAGUAGAUUAGGCCAGCAGAAACUGAAUCCCAACAGUUGGGCUCGGCAGGAAAAGUCCUAUAUUCUGGCAUACUUAUUUGUUUACUUACUUACAUUUCUAUUCCACCUUUCAAGGCUCCAUGCAUGUGGUCUCUCAUCAAGGCCCUAACCAGACCCAGAACUGCUUAGCUUCAGUGAGGUGGUAGCCUCACGGAUCUUUAUGCCAUAUAAUUUAACUGAUAUGUCUCUUUUUUACUCACUCAUUUCUAUUGUGUUUGGUCCCUUAUUUUUCUUCUUCCCAGUCCUACCAUGGAUAUGGUUUUCUGCUCUAGCAUUAUACAGAUAGUGGUAGCCGUUGCUCUAGAAGCUGCCAGUCACAGGAGUAGCUGCUGAAUAUAUUUUUGAGCCACUAGUUUACCUUUUAGGGCAGCAUUAUGGGGUAGUGUAUAGAAUGUUGUACUUGGACCAGGGCCAUCUGAGUUUGAACCCCAACUGAGCCAUAAAUGACUGACCAGGUGAUUUUUGGUCAGUCACUCCAUUGCAGGCAAACCUAUAUUUUAGGGUUGUUGUGAGGAUAAUAUAGGAAAAAACCUCACAUAUAUCUUCCUGAACCCCCUUGGAAGAAAAUAAUAUUACUACAUUUCUGCUUGUGAUCUCUCACGAACAACUGCAAAUAAGUGCAAGGAAGCAGCUGGUGGACUGGUCCUUGUGUGGACCAGUCAUUUAUCUAGGAAAAAGUUACUUUUUUAAAACAGAAAACCUCUGUAAGGAAGAACAAAAAUGGCAUGAAUAAAUUCUUGUUCUACUAACAACAAAAGCUGUAUUUUGGGGGGGAAUGCUUCAUUGUGCAGUGGAAAAAUGUGAAAUAUUUCUGUAGCUUAGCUUUUCAAGAUGCUCUCAGGAUUCAUUAAAAGGGGGGGGGGGAGGGAGCAAGGUAGUUAUUAACUUUUCCUCAGGUAUGUUUGUGUAUUUCUGUUGGCACAGUACUGCUCUGUGUACUGCUCUGUGCCAGGCACACAGCAGUGUGGCAGGCCACAGUAGAACAGCCCCAGGCACUUCACAUCCUAUCUCCUAUGCAGUAUCCUGGACCCAGUGCACAUGUGUGUCUCUUGCUAGGCGCAGGAAUAAGCACUAUACACAGUGGAGCUUGUACUACUAGGGAAGUCAGGCCCCAGGAAAACAAGGAAGGUGGAGGGAGGUAGUAGCUGAAUUGGCUCACCAGAAGGAGGGGAGCCACUAACGUUGGCCUCCCGACCAGGAGGACUGAGAUGGCAGAAAGGUUGAUGUGGUGCAAACAGACCUGCAGAACUGAUCUAGUGCCAUGCCAACAUCCUCGCUGCCUUGCACGUCUCCAUAGACCUCCCUAAGUAACAGCAUUCCACCUCCCAGGAAGCUAGCAUAGCUGCUCCACUCCACCUGGUGAGCUGCUCCUGGAUACAAAACUGGGCUGGGCUUCUUCUUCUUCCCCAGUCUCUGCCCUCACAUAAUAGUGUUCUGGCAGUUGAGGUAGCAUUCAGCAUUACGCUGCUGCUGAAUAGAGUCGAGAAGGAUGGAUGAGUCUGCCCCAACUUCACCCCAUCCUGUGCACCUGUGGAGUCUCCUCUGUAUGUGGAGAGGAAGAGUGUGUCCCAAACACCCAGCAAAUCAUUUAUCUCCUGAUUCUUUCCUGUCUGACUUCCUUCCUGGCUUCUUUCCCUCUUGUUGCUGUUCCCCAUAUUUAUGUCCCCCAAUGAUCUCAUAACUAAAAUAUUCGGCUUUUUAAAGUGCUUUGAUCAGACCCUAUAGCAGCACACACUUAGCUUGAAUCUCAUUAAUAAGCUCAUCACUUUUCAUAUGCUCAAAUGCUAGUGCAAUUUGCAGUGUAAGUAUUAAAGUUGUUUAAAACUCGGCUCUGAAUAUUUAUAGAAGGACUGGGGCAGAGCUUUCUCUUCUUUAGGUGUGCUGUUAUAGGAGAUCAUUUGGGAAAUCUAGUCAGAUUCCGUUAGGUUUCUCUGAAGUGGUUUUGCAAUGAACAAUGAGCUCUUCAGAGGAAUAAAAGAGUUGCAACUACAUACCAGCAGAGAAUUUUCAAGACAGUUGAGUUCUGUUUCCUGUAGGUGACUGAUUUUGGUUUAGCUGUACAAAAGAUGGGAGGAAGCGAAAGCAUGUUCCAGUCUACCUGUGGGACUCCUAUCUACAUGGGUAAGUUCAGUGCUUCAUAUGGUAGUAUUCCCAUUUAGUUUCAUCACAUGAAAGACUGGCAUUUGAAUGGAAUAAAACUUUAUUUUGUAGCCCACAGUCUGUGAAUAGGUGGUUUCCAUUUGUUUAGAUGUAUAUAUACAAUGUCUUUGUUUUGCCCAUCGUUGCUUUGGCAUAAUAAUAAUAAUAAUAAUAAUAAUAGGACAGGAAGUGUCAAACCCUAAACAGAUGCACCCCACACUGCAACAUUUUGUUGCAAGGCCCCACUUGUUUCAUAUAAAUGACUAUAUUUGCAUUGGCUCAGCAGGCAAGGACAUUGUGAAGCUGCAUACAGCUUGUUAUGGUGACUUUCUGAUCUAGAAAUCAGUAUUGUGUGUGACAACCCUCUCUGUAAUUGGCUUUUAUAUUCUGCAUUCUGUAUUUUAAGCUAUGUUGUUGACCUGGGUUUGAUACCAUACAUCAGGUUUCCUGCCUUGUUAUGACCCUUGGUUUAAAAAACCAAGACUGAUCCAAUAGCUGUGAUAUUAUAAUGGCAUGUCAAAAUGAGAUUUUAUGCUCUCUUAGCAAUUGCUUUGCAGCUUCAAAGCAAGAGCUGGAUGUAGUAAAAGGAUGUUUUCUGCUAGCUGUGACACACACUAAAUAAGUUUUGAAGGCCAGCCCGUUGGUUAUGUAACACAUGCUAAACUAAGUCAAUUAAAGUUAACUUGCUUCAGUGUCAAAACGGAUGAAGUACUGAUGCAUGACUAUUUACCUUGCCCUUUUCUCUGAGGUGAAAUGUCCUUGGCAGACAAAGAGAACUAACCUUGUACUAAAGGACAGUACAUUAGGCACUGCUAACUUUACCCUUAAGCAAUUGUUUUAAGUGUAUUGAAAUCAAACACAUUCAAGCUUUUUAUUUGUGUAUGCAGCCCCUUCACUCCUCUCUUCAUGUUAUGCAGCUAUGAAACUGGAAAGUCUUUUCAUGUGUUGUCUUAACUGAGAUACUGUGGUUACCCACUUUGGAAGAAGUAGGUUCUUAAACAAACUUGAAACUUGUGACUGUAAUUUCCUGGUUCGGAGAAAUGGGGAACUUUGGCUAAUUAGAAACUUUUUGGAUUAAACAUGGCCAACAGAAAGGGAGCUGUGAAAGGGCAGAAUGUGCAGGGAAAAGGUUUGUGCAUAUCUCCAUUUAGUAACCUGAUAUGUGAUCAUCUGAGCCAAGCCAGUGAUUAGUGAGAAAACUUUAUGUAUAUUUUUCAAUCGUAGGGCAUGUAUAAAUAUAUAAAACAGAUAAUUCGAAGCCAUUUUUUUAUUUCAAAAAGCAUGUUUAUAUUUUAAAUUGAUGUUACCCAUUUUCAGAUUUGUCUUAAAUGAAUAUUUAAAGAACCCCUUCUGUAUUUAAAUCCAGCAUAUAACCUUAUGCACUACACUUGUUUACUAAAUGGAAAUGUGUUUAUGUGGUGUCAUGAAGCAUUUGCUAUCAGUAUUUUAUAAGCAACGUUUUCUCAAUUUAUAGCUGGAAAGAAAACCAAUAAUGCAAUUACUUAGCCACAAUGUCAUCAUUCCUAAAUGAUCAAAGUGAGGACACAUCAGCAUGAAUUGUUAAGGGCUGUACAUUAUUAAUCUCAACAUCUGCUGCUUUUCUUUUUUGCUUCGGGGAGGAAUAAAGUAUAUCUCAUCAGCACAUGCUUUGUUUUAAGCAUUUUAAAAGUAAUUUUUUGUAUUAUUAAUAAUAUUCUUUCUGCUUGGUUGGCAGCCCCAGAAGUGAUCAGUGCACAUGACUAUAGCCAACAGUGUGAUGUUUGGAGCAUAGGUGUCAUUAUGUAUAUGCUGUAAGUAGCUUGUAACAUUUAUAUAAAAUGAAAAUAUCCAUCCUAAAGAACGUAACUUUGUAUUUAAUCUUCCCUUUUUAAAAAAAUAAAAUAAGGGUUGUUACUUGGUUUGGCUACAUACUAGCUGAAAUUAUUCAUUGCUUAGGUUGUCUUUCUUGACUCCUUUUUAACAGGAUUGGUUAAUCUUUUCGGUACAAUUAAACCUCAAUUCUAGAUACUCUUUCAAAUAGGUGUGCUUAGGAUCAAAGCUUUAGAAUGUACAUGUCUAGGCAGCGUGAAGGGUCAGGCUAUUAUUGACAAUAUCUUUUUAAUGAAAAAUAAGGUUUCAUGAAAAUGUGGUCCAUUCUUUCUGUCAGUGUUGGCGUAGACUUGACAGAACUGGGAACCAUUUGCCAUUGCUGCCACUGCUCAAGGCAUUUGCUUACACUGUCUGCCCAUUGUACUGCACAAUUUUAUAUACGGUGUCCAGUGUAUUUAGACAUUGUUUAAAAAUUAAAAUUUAAAUUUUUAAUGACUUACUAUAUUUGAAGAGUACAACAUAUUGUAUAAUAGAAGAAUACAGUAAGAGAAACAAAUUAUUCCAGAUACACCAGUAAAUGUUUUUACUUCUCCAGUUCUUGUAAUUAUUCAUAUGUUUUAAUAGAGUAAUUCAAAAUAAUCUAAAACCUCCAUUUGAUUGUGGGAAUAAUGAAUUUACUCUGUUAUAUUUAUUUGUGCAUAAGAGAAAAUGCUCAGAUUAAGCAAACAAAAGCUGAAAUUUUGUAUGUAUUAUUAUUAUUUUAAAAAAAAUUAAGAAAAAAACCCACACGGCAUGUGGAUCCAGGGUUUUAAAGUAUUUUUCCUUUAAUGAAACCUUUCAACUAAGCAAACGAAACGUGAAAUUGUGGCAGAGGAUUGUAUCCAAUCCUGCUGUUCCACUCGUGCAACAUACUUUUGCUUGCUCAACUGAACUCGCUUCUCUCAUCUCUCCUGCAGCACUUGCACACGCUCAAGAUCUGUCCCAGAGGGUCGAGGGGGGUCCCCCGGGAGCACAUUUUGGGGGUGCGCAGGUUGAGAAAAUGAAAGGAAAGUCCUAGUGUUUCAGGGAACUCAGCUUAUGCAGUGCUAAAUACAACCCAGAGCCCCUUUGAUGUGCAGAGAAAGACUUUCCCAUCAGCUCUUCUUGGCUAAAAGUGCUACUUUGGGCUAAACAUGAGAUGACAACGGGAGUAAACCUUCCUACCCCCGCCUCACCCUGUGUAACCAAACUGCUCCCAGCAGUGUUGGGCUCUGAUAGGUUAACUAGCAACAACAUCUCUGUUCUGGACAAGUGCAAACAGAGGAAGAACAUGCAUCUUACCUUAAGCUGAUGUAGUAGGGGGUGUACCACUCCCCCACCUAUUGUUCCUUCAACUCCUUCAGUGUAGCUUUUCUGCAUACCAUAAAAAGAUUGAACAGCUUUAUUGCUUUUCUUUCUUUUAAUUUGUGGCACAAACUGUGUUCUACAAACUUUUUAAUGCUGAGGCAGUACCAGUUUUAUGGCCAUACUUUACAGUAUUAAUGUUGCCACUGAAGAAGUCACAUUUGCACAGUAUAGCACAGCUGAAUGCAUUAUAAAUUGGGCUGGGGUAACUGAAAUACCUGAUUGGCCAAUAAGAAUUCCAUGCUGUUUCUGCAAUUUGCACAAUUCACAGGCCUUGUAAAAACACAGAACAGUGAAUUGUGCUGAUUGUAGUCACAGCUCAGGACUCCUGACAUUAUACUUUAAUUAACAUAUAAAUAUUUUAAAUUAGCAUUUUAUAAUCACAAUAGUAUUAUAACAAUGCAACAUUAUAUUGCACUUCAUCCAGAUGACAGUUAAAAAACCCACAAACAUACUGCCUAAGUAUUAAUAGAAUCUACUUCACACCCCUUUUAUUGCUGCAAAUGGUAUUCAAGAGAUAUAUAAGAUAUGUGUUUAAUUUUCAUCCAGUUUUCAUAAGCAACACACCCUACUAUUGUUAGCUGGACUUUUGAGCCACAAUGUCUAAGUGAAUGCUUAAUGUUGCCAUUGCUACAUGAUGUUCCCUGUAGCUGAAUGAGUCUGCAUUCACCUUCUAGCAGCCAAAGCAAUGACAAAAGUACAGAUGGCAUGACUUAUCUUAACAAGUGCUUAUCUGUUAGAAUCGGCUUGAUCUUGAGCUACCUAGGAAAUCCAGGCCUUAAGAUUUGAGACAUUUGUUCAGAUUUGUUGAAUUUUGCAUGUGAUGUGUUUGUAUAAUAGAAUAAUGCUGCUGUGAUGCUUUUAAUGGAAUGUAUCUGUAAUUUGCUUGGCAUUUCUCUUUUAGCAUAGGCCAGUAAAACAACAAGCAAUUAUGUUUUUAUUGAGCUCCUCGUGGGCUGUGUUUGGCUUAGUUUCGUAGACCACAAGUUUCGUAGACCACAAGGCGCAUAGUAGCAUUUUAUGUGGCCAAUAUUUUUCUCACUGCAUCUUACAAAGCAGCUAUGCUGCCAAACAGGAUUGAAGCAAAAAUUCUCCCAGUUUCUCUGGAACAAUUUCAACAGUGCUGAAAUAACACUAAUUUUUCUUUAAUGCCUAUGAAAUAUUUUCAAAUUCUUUAUCCUCAGUUAGGUUUGCUUGCCAUCAAGUGAUAUAACCAUGUAGCCAAAGCUGAUUGGCCAAAUAUCCAUACACUGUAUGAUCCUUGGUUGCCCAGAAUCAUCUAUGUGACUUAUUCUGGAAUAAGUGCUGUCACAUUCUCAAUAGACUUUAUUUAACCUCAGUGACAUAAUCAUGUAGCCCUCGGGUCACAAGUCAUUUUGGACCAGGGAACACAUUUUAAUUUUCAGAGUGCUGGGAAUGCCAGUCACAAAAUGGCUGCCACAGGAGUGUGGCAGAACGCAAAAUUAAAGAGGCCUAGAAAAUAGAACGGAAGUAGGAAAAGUACAUUGCCACAGGCUUGUAUUGGUGUCACUGGCAGCAACUGGCACCCAGGGCCCCAUAUUAUUUGUGUGGGUGCUCGGCAUUCACACUGUGAGGCCUCUGAUGCUACUUCCAGUGCUUUGUGAGGCCCAAAAGUUGCAUUGGAGGCCUUGCACGGACUUGGAGGUCGCAUCUGAGGCCUCUAAGGCAACUUCCAGGAGGAACUGGAAGUCAUGUCCGAGACCUCUCAGGGCCUUGAAAUCACGUCUGAGGCUUUGCAAGGCCUCUGACGCAUUGUGUAAUUUAGGCACAUCACCAGGAAUGGCUCUGUUUGUGCCCUGCCCCUUCACUGUCCUAGUAUGUAACAAUGCUGUUGAUGCUUGAAGGCCAGAACAAUGGUAAGCCCCUUUCUGCUUUUACUCCUAUUAGCUUAUACAGUGGUAUCUUGGUUCUCAAACUUAAUCCGUUCUGGAAGUUCGUUCAACUCCUGAAAUCAUUCAAAAACCAAGGCACAGCUUCUGAUUGGCUGCAGGAGCUUCCUGCACUCAAGCGGAAGCUGUGUCAGAUGUUCUGCUUCCGAAAAACAUUCAAAAACCAGAACACUUACUUCCAGGUUUUUGGUGUUUGGGAGCUGAUUUGUUCGUCAACCAAGCCAUUCAAGAACCAAGGUACCACUGUAUAUCAUGUCUGUUGUGUUUUUGAGGAUAUUCUGGGUUAAAAAUCCAUCAAAUAAAUAUAUGAGACUUGUGAGAACUGUCAUUUGAAAAUAAAUUGCUAAAAUGUUUACUUAUGGCAUUUCAUAGCAGAGUGAAAUAAACCUGAUGGUAAUGAUUCUACAUUUUGAUUUUGAGUGGCAGGCAUCCAUCAAGGAUAGGUGACAGCAUUUUCUAAAUCUACAGCAGACUUAAAAUUAAAGAAAAAAUACAUGCUCCCUACAUUUGGUGAAUCUGACCGCAUGCUUCUGUUCACUUUUUUGUCAUGUUACACUUAAUGGUAAUGUGUGCAAGUUCUAAAUUAGUGAUGAUGAGUAUUUUUUUAGAGAUCACCUGGUAUAAUUUCUUUUUCAUAAUUGUCAGGAGCUAGGGCAUUGGGCAGGUAUUCUAGGGCCUGGCUGUUUGUGUGAAUGCUCAUAUUAAUUUUUGACACCCAGUGGGGAAGGAGACUGGCAGGAAGGAGCCUAAGUUAACCAUCAGGUUCAUAUACUCUUUUCUUCUCGCACAGCCAGGAAAAGGAAUUUGCCACUGUUUAUUUUCUUUUUCCACUCAUCAAAUUGGAAGAGCCAUAGUUUAAAGCAAACUCUAAUCCAUUUCUAAGCAAGGAUUUCUUCCAAACACUGGUUAUGAAUCUAGUUUAACUAGCAUUCAGAGGCAGCCUACCACUCCACAGUGGAUCGCUGUUCGUAACAGGAAGCAGUCUUUCCCCAAAUUUCUUUUAACUCCACAAGGAACAUUUUCUGACACCCUUUCUUUCCUCUUUAAGCAAGAGUUGCAGAAUUGGCACCUCUUUUGUUUUGAGGAUUUGUUCUGAUAGUUCUCCCACUGUGUAUUCUGGAACUGGCUUGGGGAAGUUUUCUUGCAGUUGCUCCAGAGACAAAUCUUCUCCCGCUGCUCUUAUUUUUGAACCAAUAUGAUAUUUCCCUUCCUGCUCUUCUGCCUCUGGCCAAUACUUUGCUCUUUUUAUGGAUAUUGUGCACUGCAACCAAGAAGCUGCAAUGAGGAAUUUCCUAGCCUGGAUCAGAGGCCAAAAGCUAAUGGGUUAUUGGCCUAAAAAUUUGCUGGGGUUUAUUAUCUUGGAUUGUAAGCAGUGAUUAAAUCAUCGUUUCUUGGUUCUGAUAUCAUGGGAAACAGUGGUUUAACAAGCCAGGAUAGAUGCAUCAAAGCCAAGUAUAAGAGAAAAGGAGGGGGAGAAGGGUGAGGAAGAAAUGUGUAGGUACAGAAGAAAGUUUAAAAGGUUCACUCCGGUAUAAAUACUUUUUGCUAUUGCCUGAAUUAAUUUAGGAGGGAAAUCCCAGUAAGCCCUGGGUGAGGUGGGUGUUCCACUAAUGAGACAUUGAGAGGAAUGCUUCAUCCACUGAUCUCAGGGCUCAAUAGAGGGAUCAUAAGCAAAAUGUUCCUAGGCUAGGUAGCCAAACAUUCUUUUCUAGUAGUCAGCAAUCACACCACAAUACUGCCUAUGAAUGAGCAUGAGAUCAUUUCUAGACUAAUUGGACCUUACAAUCAGUGCUGCCGACAUAGCACGCACAAUGUGUUUAAGUCUUGUUCAGUGCAAUUCUAUGCUUGUCUAAUCAGAAGCAAGUCUCACUGAGUUCGGUGGACUUACUUGCAGGAAACUGUCUAUAGGACUACAGGCUUGUCUGAACAACAGCGUAAAAAUAUAGAUCAUAUGUCUUAAGAGACUAGCUGAGCUGAGCAGUCAAAAUCCGAGAAGCAGAGUUUUUGGUGCAAAGUUUUGCCAUUUCUGACAAAGAGUCAUCUUGUUUGGGAGCUUAAACUAGCUGUCUUAAACCUCCGGGGUUUCAAAAUCAUUUGGAUUUUGUUUGUUUCAGAAAACAAAAAUGUUAUAUAGAAUUUGAAUGUUUAUAUAGAGAAAAAACAACAAUGUACAUUCGUUUUAAAAGCAACAAUGGAGAUAUAAUAACCUGGCUUAAACUCCUAUCCAAAAGAAUGUAUUGCAAAUGUGAAGAACAGCUUGCUUAUACUAUCUAGACUAGACUUGCAGCCACCUCUCAAAUCCUCACGGGGCUUCUAUCUUUUAAACAUAUAUAUGUACUAAUCAGAAUAUAAAGCAGCCUUCCUUUUUUGCUUCCUGCAAAACAGAUUAUGUGGUGAUCCACCUUUUAUGGCAGGCUCUGAAGAAAAGCUUUUUGAACUUAUAAAGAAAGGAGAUCUUCAUUUUAAACAUUCAAUCUGGGAUACAGUCAGUAAGGCUGGUAAGUAGGCAACUGUACGAUAAAAACAAACAACAACAUCCCCAGCAUGAAAUUCAACAAAUUGUUGCAAUAUUUUGACCUUUUUAUUACCAUUAAGUACUGUGUUUUCUCAUAAAUGUAAAAUUGAUGCUAAAGAAAAUUCACAGAACUGUUGCCAUGAAUUAGCUUCACAGCAUUAGAGGUAAAAUACUCUGCUGGAUUAAAGCACUCAGAGACAACUGGGAGAUGUGUUUGUUAGCAGCUAACAGAAAUGAGGUUUACGAGUCUUUCUCUUUAUAGCCAAAGCUGUGUUGGAGCUGCUUCUGAGAGUAGACCCUGCCCACAGAAUGACUGCUAAUGAAUUGCUUCACAUCCAGUGGAUAACAGUAAGUUGCUGCUGUUGUUUUUUUUUUUAAAAAAAUCCUAAAUAUUUGCCUUAUUUUUCUUUUUAUUUGUGAAAAUGUUUCUCCCUCACCUCCCUCAGAUAAUAGCCAUAUCCCAAUUUUUCUGAAGGCUCUACUACGUUACAACAAGUAAGAUGGUAAGACAUUCGUCAUUUGCCUUAUAUGCAUCUAAAUUGUACUUACAGCAUUUGGUGUAUCUGCCAGUAUAUAAACAAUGACACAAGUCACUGUGAGGGCUUACUGGGCUUUUAUAGACUGUGUAAACAGGAACAAAAAUCCGGGCCACAAAUUACUACAUUUCUCCUUCUACUCCCUCCAGAUUCUGCCAACUCUUCAUGACCUUUCUUAGUGUAGUUCCAAUUGUCAGAAUUCUGAUCCAGACACUGAGUUGCAUAUUCCAUCUGUGUACAUGCAUACUUCAUUUUAUUGUUCUUCACUUUAAUACGCCUUGCAGAGAAUGGUCCUUUUCUGGCCACGGGAGUGGAGUUGGCUAGGGCUAGAACUAGGUUUUCCCCCCUUCUGUCCCUGCAGCCAGGGAAGCCUGGCUUAAUAGACUACAGUAUAGUGUAAACAUAUCUUUUCUAUGUAUGCACUGGGAAACAAAAAGAAAAAGAAAAAGUGAGACUUCCUUCGUUAUGAUAUUCGCUUUAUUGCAGUGGUCUGGAACCAAACCCGCAAUAUCUCCGAGGUAUGUGUAUAUAUUUUUGUUAACUGAAAGCAUAAGCAGAAUCAAGGGCACUAUCCACAGGGAACUUCUCUUGCAAACUUCAUUUAAAUGGAGUGCAUGGAUGGUUGUUCCCCAAAGCAAAUGUAUCCACAUUUAAGCAAGCAGUAUAGGUAAACUACAGCAUGAACACCCUACAAAACAAAUAUUAUUUUCCCAGUAUAUCUGAAGUUUUGGUGAUUACAGAGGUUCGCUGAUAAUAAUGGAAGCAAUUAUUUAAACAACAAUAAUAUAGAAAUGAAUAAGAUGUUAUGCGCUUUUGAUUACUUUUCCAUACUUUACACAUUUCUAUUUGUUCCAGUCCAUUUCUAGCAAAGGUUUCAUCCUAAGGCUCCCCUCCCCCAUGAAGAACAAGAUCAGCUUUGCUAGUGAGAUGUUUAAUAAUGGAAUGUCGGUUACUGUCUUAUAUAGGGCAGCCUAGUGUUACCAGAACUUAACAGUUCUCUGCUUUCCUGUAGCAGGGCCGCCUUGUGCAGACUGGGCAGAAUCUUCAGGAGGUGGGGUCCAUGUAUGGGGCUAACUAGGUCUUGCAGAAAUUCCUGGGAGCUUCUACACUAUCACAAGGCUUAUGGGGAAGAUGCAGGGCUUAUCUUAGUCUCAAAAGGAGCCCUUGACUUUGGGAAUUGGUCUGUUCUUGUCCAUGGCUUCACCAUGCACCUUCCCUCCCUCGGAGUAAAGACAUUUGCUGGGAACUUGUUUGGUUUCCCGGAAAGGAAUUUUGCUCAUAUCUUGAUUGGCCCAUAAUGUAAGGUUUUCACCUUCAUCUCAGCAAGAGCUGUUUACAUUUUUAGGUGUUCAUCUUUGUUUUCUCUGUCACAACUUGAGCAGGAUAAGGCAUUGGGCAAGACCAUUAAUAUAGUGGGGACUUGGAGGUGGUGUUUUAGCCCUCAGCCCUGGCUUGAGCAGGGCAGGCCUUUCACUGUUUGUCCCAGGUUGCCAGCCAGAACUCAGAUGCUUGUCCCAUAGUACGCUGAGGACUGUUAUGCUGGCAACCCACAGGAGGUGGCCUCACCAGAUGGGCUAGGGGCACUGCCUUCUUAUAAAAGGUGAGAUCUCUGCUAUCCAGUCCUUGCCCUGUGCCUAGCCAACUGCACAUACUUGCUGUAUCAAUAGGGUUGCAAUCUAUUUUCACCCAUAUCUGGAUUGUCCAUAUCCAGUUGUCCUUUCUUCUACCUUUGGGGGUUAGGCACUUCAUGCAUGGUACACAGCUUUAGGGUUUGCAAUCACUGAAGCUUUCAGAGCAUUUGACAGAGGGAUAGCUGUUGAAAUGACAAGCAUUUGGGCAGAAUUAUCACAGAAUAUCACAGACGCGGGUGGCGCUGUGGGUAAAACCUCAGCGCCUAGGACUUGCCGAUUGCAUGGUCAGUGGUUCGAAUCCCCGCGGUGGGGUGCGCUCCCGUCGUUCGGUCCCAGCGCCUGCCAACCUAGCAGUUCGAAAGCACCCCCGGGUGCAAGUAGAUAAAUAGGGACCGCUUACCAGCGGGAAGGUAAACGGCGUUCCGCGUGCUGCGCUGGCUCGCCAGAUGCAGCUUGUCACGCUGGCCACGUGACCCGGAAGUGUCUGCGGACAGCGCUGGCUCCCGGCCUAUAGAGUGAGAUGAGCGCACAACCCUAGAGUCUGUCAAGACUGGCCUGUACGGGCAGGGGUACCUUUACCUUUUUAUCACAGAAUUCUAAUAGCUGCUAUUUUAUGUAAAGUGCUAAUUCAAAAAUCUGUGAUUGGUUAUCCUUUGGAGCAGAGAUAGCAAUGGUUAAAAGCUUCUAUCAGUGUUGUUUUUUCUCCAUACACUGCUGCAAACAAACUGAAAUUAUGUUGCAUCUAUUUCUGGAUUAUUUUUGCAUAAUUGCUAUAGUUUUUUCCUCGUACUCUUUACCCAAAUAAACAGCUGUUUAUUUAUCAAUAGGAUUGGUUGUUAGAUUUCCCCCCCCUUGUGCCCACAGAUGGACAGAAGGUCUUGUUUGUUAGAUGUUUAUAAUUAAAUUACUCCCACCCACCUCAGUUCCCAAAUUUAUGUAAGAACUCAUGUUAUGUUAAUGCAGAAAAGUGUUUAGAGAUACUAGGGUAAAUGUGCAUUUCACGAGUGCCUCAAAUAUUUCAUAUUCGUAUUUGCUUCUGCGUAAUCUGAGUUUCACUCUUCCUAAUGCAUAGUCUUCUAGUUUGUAAAACCAAGCACACUGCUUCUCAGUUCAGCAAGUUGGUCCAUACUGCACACGAUGGAACAUUUUGUCACUAGUGGGUAUUUCUUCAAUUCAUGAAUAAGUUCAGCACUUACAUUUUCAACUACUGAGGCUGCUUCUCCUUCCUUUUGCCCCUCCACUUCCCUUUUUGAUCACACAAGUGUGUUCUCCAGUGCGUGGCCUAUCCCUCACAAAAUAAUAAUAAAAAUCAGUCACCAGUUAACUGACCAUUCUGUGUGAAUAUUCAUUUAUUUUUCACCACACACAAAUACCGUAAAAGGUUCUUAAACUAUGCCUUACUUUUGGAACAUUUUCUCCAACAAACCUUUAUUUUUGUCCGGAAGCUGUGGUGUGGGAGUACUGCCAUUCAGAACAGAGUCUAGCAGAGAUCACAGAAUGGAAAAUGUGUUUCUGACAUACGUUGGGUGCCAUAUGAUGGAGGGGCACACUGUUCCCUUCUAUGCCUUGAAUCUCACUGACAUGCACUCCCUUAAAAUAUGAACAUAAAAAGCUUGAAGGAAAGACAAAAGAAAAUGAAACAAUCUAAAAGGCAACCAAUUAGUAAUCCUCCACUUUCCCCACAAUCAGCACCAGAUGCUAGCCAAUUAAACUCAACAGGUGCUCAAAUGAGGCAAUACAGACAAUUAACUUAAGUGGUUCCACUUUCUUAAAAACUGUCAGAACACAACCACCCCAUUUCAUGUGCUAUUUAAGUAUUUGUAGCUCUUUAAAACAUAGUGCUUUUUUUCCUGAGGCCACAACUCAGCCUCUUAUUUUGUAGGUGCGAUUUGGUGCACUUAGAAAUUUAAUUACCUGAAUGUGCUUGCAAAUAAGGUAGUUAUUUGGAUGUCUGCAACAUCAAUUUGUCUACAGUUAAUUACAGAUGUAAAUUUGCACCUGCAAAAUUGGAGUCCACAUCUGAAAAUCAUUCUAUAAAUUUAGAAGGACUGGGAAUACAUUAUCCUGAUUCAUGUAGAACUAAUUCUCUCUAUGCAUGGCUAUCUUAUCCCAGCCUCCACCACUCAGAAACAACACACACAUACAUACCUUGUGCCAAAACCAUAGGAAGGCAAAGACUGAAAUAUACUGUUAAUAAAGACAAUAUAGUAUUGCGGUUGGAAAAGAAGGUGUAAAUCUAGUUAUAUUGCUUGGAAUGUAUGGAUCCAUUGUCAUGUAUGGAUUUAUGGUAUGGUCAAAACCUUAUGAUACAUUUCUUUAAAUGGAAAAGAUUCACACACCUGUUAUUUUUAGACACGUAUAAGCAAACUUUUAAAAACAUAGUGCUUGGGUUUUUUUAAAAAACAAAGUAUUUCUUGCUUAAAGCAUUAGGUUGAAUGCUUGUAUCUCUUAAAGAUACUGAAUCUUCACUGUGAAUCACUUUGCAUUUAUUGGAUUCAACAUCCAUGGGGAAGAUUUUCCCCACAACAGAUCAAACCCAUAAUCUUUCUUUAAGUGGGCCCACACACAUGACUUUCCUGUUCCAGUCUUAAAGAAGCUGAUGCUGAUACAUUAUAUGGAGAAGACAAAGCUACAAGGCUGCUUUUACGUUUAUAGUCCUUUCCCCUCAGUGUGUUGGGGGGGGUAACUGCUAGUUUCAAAUAGACAGGUAUUAUACCCCUAGAGACUUUCAGAACCAAAAGCUUAUAAAGACUCAAAAAAGUGAAGAAAUCCAUUGGGAGAAAAUUCACUAAAAAUAGUGCUUAUUUAUAUAUUUAAGAUCCAUUUAUUUCUAUGGAAAUUGAUAUGUGUCCAUAAUGAGCAUUACACAAAUACAAGAAUGGGUCUGUAAAGCUAAGUAAGUUAAUAUAUAAGAACACAAUGCAAGCCUUGGUCUAACUUGCUCAAGUUCUUUACUGAAACAUUUUUGGCAUGGAAUUGAAGUGGGAGGGGUAUGUCCUCCUCUCUCCACCAGGAUUAUAAUUGCUUGUUGCCUAGGUCGUUGCUUAGGAAAUCUGUUUUUGAAAGACCUUAUAUUAGGUCUUUUCCUAUUUGAUCCAUCCAUAAGCCAUAUUUAUGUCAUUAAACCACAUACCCAAUUGGAUUUGGUUACAAUGAUAGUGUCACAAAGUUAAUUCAGAAUAAGGACAUAAAGCAGUCUCCUCACGCUGAAUGGUUGCUGAAGAAAAAUAAGUAAAGCUGUUUUCACUCUUGUUCUUGGUUCCACUCCACAGAAAUUACUAUGAAGGAACACAGGAGCAAAAAUAUGUUCACACAAACCUCUUUUCAUGUUUUUGGCUCAAGUCUAAAAAAAGAAACGUUUAGGAUUCCAUAGAAUCUGCAUUUGUGGGCAUCAAAGUAUCUGAUGCCAUAUACUGCAGCUUGUUUUGUCUUUCUAGUAUUGUUUUUUUUUACUCUACCUCUUUUCCUUUGCCUGGCUUUAGUAGACACUUGUUGCUGCUGUGCCAUGAAAAAAAUAGUUACAUUUGUCCUGUUAGUCAAAAAUGCUUCUAAAACUUCUAGGUGAAUAGGACUUUGUGCUUGACAACUUUGUGGAGCUUUUGGGAAAACAGCUUGCCACCAGGCAGGCAAAAUCAUUUUCAGAUUUUAUUGGACUUGCAUACUUGUGAUAGAAAAUCAAUGAAGGUACGGAGGGGUUGCCAAAGCAAUUGACUUUCUAAUAAGUGUACCAGUGCUAUUUGUAAUUGCCUACAGGUGGGUGUUCCAUCUUGCCACCUCAAGAAGUAGUUGUAAGGAGGAUCAAAAAAAGGUGCCACCUAGGAUAAGGUAUAGAUGGCAUCAGCUGUUUUUAGAAUGUUCUGGCCAAAAAGAAGAGGAAUGCAUGUGCUACAAUAUAAUUCCCAAUGUAAAACUCUUCAUUAUCAUUAUUUUGUUUUGUGGGGAGAAAAUCAGUUUGUUUGGUUUUUUUAAAAAAGAGGAGCUUUCUCUCUUUGGACUUUUAUAAUAAAAGAAUUAAUGAAACACCUUGGCUUCCAGAAAUAAAGGCCUGAACAUAAAUGGUUUAUUAUUUCUUUAGGGUGAAACAGACAUUUUCCCAAGGCCAUGUAAUGUCCUAGAAUUGAUGAAGAAGUGGAAUAAUGACAUCAACACAGACAACAGAGAAGUAGACCUUCUGGAAGUUGAACUGAAUGGCGCAUCAUCAACUUCACAACAAGAAAUCCGUGAAGAGCAUGAUAGACUUACUAGCAGCAAUGGCAACUUAGAGGCCAGUAUAGAAACAGAAACAGAGAGUGGGAGCAGCAAAUCCUCCACGCCGACAAAACAAGUAAAAGUUUACCUGGUAUUUCUAAGAUUAAAUCAAUCUUAGGGGUGGGGCACCUCAGUCCUAGGAACCAAAAGUGUCUCUCUAGGAAUCUCUGUCUGGCCCAGACUCUCCCUGGGCCACACCUGCUGCUGGACCAGUUUUGCAGCCUCCUUGAGUGUUUUGGUUUGGCUGGAAUGUGUCUUCAAACUCUGAUAAAUGCUUCUUGCUUUCCCUGAUGAAAAUAGAGAGGGUGUGUAAAUUUUGUAUGGAAACUCACCUAAUGUACACAGGUAAAAUUCACAUUUGCUCCUGUGCAUACUUUUGCCUCUGGCCCUGCCUCUCAUUGGUGUGUAGCCCUCAGAAGUUUGCACAGCGGGGCAGCCAUCAGGCUGAAAUUACUACUACUACUACUACUACUACUACACCCUGUCCAUCUGACUGGGUUGCCCACCCCUGAACUAGAUAAUAGCAUAGAGCAGUGCUGGUAAAGGCAAGGUUUGUGUUAAGGAGAAUCAAAGUUUAUGAAUCGUAGUUACCUUUUACAGAACUUUUACAGUUACUUUUUUAUAGAACAACAUGUAUUCUUUUUCAGACUCAUAAGAAAAAAAACCACAGCAACACUUUACCAAAUGGGACAUUGCGGAAGAAAAGUUCAUAUAACAAGUCAGCUUCCAACGUAAGCAUAUUUAUAAAAUCAGCCGCUCUCUCUUAACUGAAGGGUCAUUUCAGCUAUGUGUUGGCUGCCAUAUAAGUACUUUAGAUGCUUUUGUAGUUGGUAUUGUGCUUGCAGCAGGCUGGGAUCACAUUUUAAAUGUGCCUCUAAGUAGAUGGUCUACAUGUCAUUGCCCUGAGUCCCACGAUAAGAAAAGGGAAUUGGGGCACUUGCAUGUAGAGCUCCCAUUAGUGGAUGCUGGUUGAUACCUAGGUGUCUAGGAGCAAGCAUAGUGGCAGUCUCACGCAGUCCCAGCAUCUUAACCAACAGCAUACCAAGAGGCUAAAUAAAACUGCUCUGAAUCAUUUAGAGGAUUUGAUUCUGACGAAGCAGAUUCUCUUGUAAUUUAUAGAGGUUGGUUUAGUUAGGUAGCUUCCAUAUAUCAACUUGUGUGAUUUAUAGUCUUUUUUUUAUUGGUAACUGCUUUCUCAUUGUUCUUGGUGUGUAAACUUGGUGCAGAAGUUUUCAUUACUCUAGCCUUCAAAACCUUCCUUGCUUCAGUCUUUGUGGUGCCGUAGUUCUUGCCACUACAGAAAUACUUUGCAAAGUAGAUGGCGUUCAUUUCAGUCCUAUAGAUGAUGUCAUCAGGAAGGGAAGUCUGCUAGCGUGGGCAAAGAUGUGAUAAAGCUAUCAAUGUUUCCAACAUUUAGGGUUUCUUAGUUCAGGGGGAAAAGGCAAGUAUGCGGGGGACAUGAUAGAGGUAAAUAGAAUUAUGCAUUGUGUGGAGAAGGUGGGUAGGGAAUUUUUCUGCCUCUCUCAUAAUACAAAAACUCAAGACCACCCAGUGAAGCUGAACAUUGGAAGAUUCAGGACAGACAAAAGAAAGUACUUCUUCACACAGUGCAUAGUUAAACUAAGGAAUUCAUUCCCAGGAGAGGUAGUUGCAGCCAUCAGUUUGGAUGGCUUUAAAAGACUGGACAAGUUAAUGAAGGAUAGGGCUAUUGGUGGCUACUACCCAUGAUGGUUGUAUUCUGCUUCCAGUGUUGGAGGCAGUGUGCUUCUGAAUUCCAGUUGCUGAGGUUUAAAAAGAUACGGAGAGUGCUGUCACAUUCUGGUCCUGUUUGUGGGCUUUCCAUAGACAUUUGGUUAGUCAGUGUGAGAACAGGGAGUUGGAAUAGAUGGGCCCAAUAGAAUUGUAGAGUUGGAAGGGACACAAGAGUCAUCUAGUCCAGCCCCCUGCAAUGCAGGAAUCUUUUGUCCAACGUGGGGCUCAAACUCAAGACCCUGAGGUUAAGAGUCUCAAACUGCUUUGGUGAUGCAAUAUUGCAUAGUUCCUUCUGUCUGGGACUGGAGUGUGAUGGAAUACAAAGUCAGGGUCUGUUGCAGCUUGUUCUGUUAUUCUAUUACUGUUCCUUUACCUCUUUUCCUUUACCUUUCUUUAGUAGACACUCAUUGCUGCUGUGCUCUUCCUGGUACGUUUUGAGCAUCUGAGAGCUUUUUGGCCUAUUGGUUUUUAGCUUACAGAAUAUGGUUCUGCUGAGUAGUUAGACGAGGAUUCUUCCUACUCCUAACACCAUGUAUUAAUAAGAAUGCUGUCAAAUCUGAUUUGCUUUAUUGCAACGUAGCUCCAGUCAAAGUUGUCCUUUCCUAAUGACAUUGUAUAACUGAUCAGAAAUCAGAAAUUUCUACUACAAUUUGAACAGGCAUCAUCACAUGACUGUUUCUUCCUCCCAUUAAUAAAUGUGAUAUCAAAUGUACCCUGUGUUAAUUUGUGUUUUUGGUGUUGUUUGUUUUUAAGAUUCAGAGUGGUGGAAGUGGGUCGGUCUCUCCAGGAUCAGUUGUGAAACGGAUGCAGGAUAGCCAAGAGAAGAAAACUGAAAUGGAAAAGUCUUCCUUUUCUCCGAGUCAUGGGUCUCCAAGCAAAAGUUCACAAAAAUCAACUACCCUUAGUGGCCUACUCAAAACGAAAAAGAAAUCUUAGGGGGUAUCCAUCAACUCAAAACGAAGUUCUUACGAAGUAACUAGUGCCAAUGCCAAAAUGUGGCAGCUUUAUAAAAAGGACCAAUGUAGCCUGAACUCUUUUGCCUUUUUUUGUUGUUCUGAGAUCUAUAAUCAUCAAGAGAGCUCUAGCUUCACAGUAGUGCUGAUAAAAGUUCUGAAGCAGUGUGAAUUCCUAACCUAUGUGAGGGCAUCCACUGGUCGUAUUACUUUCAGAGCAAGAGCACAGAAUUGUGUUAAAAACCGGUCUUUUAUUUAUUGUAUUGUUCAGGCAAACGACUGGUUUCUUUCAAUCUACUUUCUAUGUUUUUCCUAAAUUUGCUUUGUAUUGUCACAAACAUUUGUUGCGUAGGGGAAUAAGGAGCCAAAAUAUGUAAUGGCUCGGUGGUAUGUAUGUAUGUAGAUUGUGUUUAUAACCCUGUAGGCAUUAUAAUCUGUGUACCAAGGUCAAUGGAUUUUGUUUCUGAUAUUUUUAUGGCACUUUAGUUUGUUUAGAAAACAUACUUUAAACAUUUUUAGGUAUUAUGAAAAUUGCUGAGGUUCAUAUUGCUGCUAAAACUCUUCUGUGUUCAAAUAAAACAGAUCUUAGAAAAAUAUUUUUCACAUGCUAGUUAAUCUUCAUUUUUGAAAGGAUGGAUUGUGCCGCAGAAGAAUCAUAUUUUUGUAAUAUGAUUCUUUUCUUUUAAAGAUAAAGCUCUUUUUGCUUAAAGUUUUUCAUUAGAUUAUUCUUGAAUGCUUAAACUUGACACAUUUUGCACUGUGCAUUAUUCAGACUGUCAGGCUAAAUAUUUGUGUAGUGGUCUCAUCCAUAUGCUUAAGAACAUUUGGUUCUUUUCAAACUUUUGUGGAAAAUUUAGUGUAGGUCUUCCUAUGAUUGCAAGCAACUGUGGGUCCUCAGUUUAUGCAGAAAUACCAGGUACUUCAGUGAAGCCUGUGAAUGAAGCAGAUUUCAUUCAAGAUGAUUAUGCAGGGCAGUGCCAAGGGCCCAGUUCCAUGUAAGCUGCAGGUUCCCCAGAGGUUCCUAGUUCCUGGUACCUGCAAGUGACUUAAUGUGGGCACGCUGCCACUCAGACUUUUCAAGCCAAUGAUGGCAUUUUAGAUGUUCACAAUAUCAUUUUGGAUUUAAUUUGUAUGACUUGAUAAAUAAUUCGAUAUGUCCAGAUAGAUAGUUGGAUACAUCCAAACUUUCCCCAAAUAUGCAUGGGUGAUAAGGAGGUUGCCUCUUUCUACUUCAGAUCUUGAUGUCUUACCUUUACUUCAUGGGAAGAAUUUAAUAUUUUACUAUUAAUGUGUAAUAGUAAAGUUACGAAUGUUAUAACCAUUUACAUUAAAGUACUUCUCUUAAUUUAGCUGGUCUUAAAGACUAACCCCCCACCCCCCAAAAAAAAUAAAUUCAGGCUAUUUUCAGCAAAACCUUGUCCCAGAUACUGGAUCUGACAGCCUCUCUGGUUUGAUAUGAAAUGGUCAGAGUAUCUUAAAAAGUCGAACUAGCUUUCUGAGUCUCCUGACAGAGGUGCAAUAGGUCCCUUUUGUUCUAAAAGACCAGAUCUAGUUGGCUAUUAGCUCUUGGCACCAGUUAUUUUCCUUUAGUCAGAUAAUUGCUUGUAGGCUAUGCCAGGACAUGCUCUAUUAGAGCUGCAAAGGCAUCAUUAGCCAGCCUCGGGUCAAUCCUACCUGAUCGCAGGACUGGCUUAGUUGCAAACUGACUAUGUAGCGUUAAGGUCGAUUCUAUUUUGUGUUCAAAUAAGUCCUUGACUAUUGUAAAUGGAAUUUUAAUGACUGGGGCUGACAUAUACUGUGCCCUUUGCUCUUUUGUACCCUGGACCCAGGGACAUAUAGAAUUUUAAAUAAAAGAAAAUAUGUCAGUCACGUUACCUCACAACUGGGAGGACUUGUUUAUGUACUUAUUUAAAUACAUAACUUUUGCUUUGUUAUGAUGAAACUUUGGGUAGCCAGUGCACUGCUUUUAUAGUGGCUAGUAUCUAGGUUUUGAAGUUGGAAAAUCCAGGGCCAAAUCGCCAUUUACCUUGAAGCUUAAUGGAGCAUCUCUUAGUGCUGCUGUGAAAUUAUGGGAGGAAGGAUGGGGUAGGGAUGCAAAAGUUAACACCACACCACCAUAUACUCAAGAAGCUUUGCCCCCUUAAAAGUAUCUAAACCUUAGAGCGCUUUAUAUUAAAAUGACAGCUUGCCUAUGCUAAUGCUUGUAUAGUUUGUAGUCAGUUGCACCACUGGGAAAACUGGAGGAAAGUACCCAAUCUGACAAGGCCUUAAUCAACAGCAGUCUGAUCCUUUAAAAAUGCAAUACUAGUUCAUUUGUUCAGCCUAUCUACAUGAAAAUUUGAUAGAUACAAUCACCUUGAAGAAUGUUUCAAAUAUUCAUGUUGAGAUACAACAGAGAACCUUUCUACUUAUGUUUUAAAAAGGGGGCCUGUGAGCCAUGCAAGUAGCUUUCACAAGUAUUAGCUUUGUUACACUGUAGAAUUUUACUAAUGAUGUAUUGAACCUAGUUAGUGAAACAGCUGUGGCUGGCUUUUACAAAUGUAUUUAUUUUGUAGAAUGCAUACUUCCUGCCCAUGCUCAGUGCUACACAAGAAAGAAAUGAGAUACAUGAAAAUGCCAAGCUAAAACGACUGUUGACGAUUCCCCCCCUCCCCCCAGAAAUUCCUCAGAGUCAGUAGAAAAUUAUGUCUCAGGACUGAAUUUGGUAUAUUCUGCACUGCUUCCUCGCAUUGUAUCAUAUCACAUCAGUAGGUAAAACUGUACUUUAUUAAUAUAUGGUUUAGAUUCCAUGCUGGGUGCACACUAUCAUUUAUGAGUAGCAGCAAGAUAUAUGUGGAAAUGUUCACAUUAUUCUUGCUCCACCAGGGUACAGUAGUAGUGUUGUUUCAAUGUCAUUUCUAAGAAGAUUUAAGAAUUACUCCAUAAUUUUGUUUUGCUUUGACUCUAUCUGCAUAUCAUACUUGUACUGGUGAAAACAUAAUUUGGAAGGGAUGCAGAGUAGUUGUGUAUAUUGUGUGACUUGAUAUACAAGAGCUGCAGGGUUACAUUCUACUCCUGUAUUACAUGCUACCAUCCUAGGGACAGGCGCUAUCCAAUGUUUUCUUUAAGUUACAGCAGCUGUCGUUCAAUUUAGAUGGAGGAAAUUUCAUACAGUGCUUGUUUUCUUGCUCUGUGCGAGUUACAUACUUAACAGAUUCCUUCAUACCCUGUCACUUAAAUUGCAUCCUUGGGAUUUGGAUAAGUAGUUACAGCUGCUUUUAACAAACAAAUGGUAUCAAUUUGAUCUGAUUUACUUAGAACAAUAGGGAUAUUCCAGGAUUCAGAAGUGGGAAAUAGCAUUCUGAGUGUGGGCAUUGCAGCCGUGCAGAUAGAAAGACCAGGAAAAAAAUUUCAUGGAUGAGGCUGUGGGGUGUGGGAUGGUUGGGGAUGAUGAGACUUUUAGUACAGCAACAUCUGGAGGGCCAAAAAUUAACCAGUCCUGGUCUAGGAUCUAUAUUUCUGGGAAAAUGAUAUGUCUCCACUCCCCCCCCCCUUUCAUCUUCAGAGAAGGCAUUCUUUCUGCAUUGUACUUGCAUUGCCUCCUAUAGUAACAGGGAAAUGAAGGGGAGAUUCACAUUAAAAGAGAGGAGGGGAUUUUUGUUUCCCCCAAAGGUUCUUGAAAUGGGGUAUUGCUGUGGAAAAGGGAAGAACAUUUUUUUAAAGGCUGCAUAAGCUUGCAUAUGAUACAGAAGAGAAUUCAUUUCACAGAAGAAGAAAAAAAAGAAAGCAUUACCAAAACUGGAUGGGCAUCUGAGUAGAGGGGUAUUGUGUCUUUUGGACAUCAUGAACCUGCUCACAUUAUAUAUGUACAUUGCAGAAGUAUCGGUUCCGAUAACUGCCUUGGAUUUGGGAGGAAGUGAAGUGAAUUAAUGUUUUGUGGCAGGCAUCAGGAGUUCCUCAGUAGGCAAAUGAGGUAGAAAACAUUGAAGCUGUCUUACAACAAAAGAGCUACAAGUCAAUAUUGGUUUUCCUGAAACAGAAGUAAUCUAUUCUAGCUUUUAUUGGUGAACUCUCACCAUUUGCUCUCACCAAUAUAACUGUUUAUAGGGCUAUCAUUCUCUUACUUAACCCAUUCUUUUACUAACACAGGGAUAACCAUAUCCUCCUCUAUGUCUCAAGUUGUUUCUGUUGCUAGGGAUGCUUAUGGCCAGGUUAGGCUGGUUCACUAGCUAUGUCUGGAGCAGGAUAGCCUGUCCUCUGCUCUGGUGACCUACUACCUGGGCUACUGUAAUGUGCUCUAUGUGAGGCCUUCCUUGAAGAUGGGUUGGAGGCUGCAGCUAGUGCAGAAUGUGGUUGCACUGGCCGCUAAUGAACUACUGUGCCCAAUUCAAGAAGUCAGUACUUGUGUACAAAGUCCUAAUUGGCUUGGGGCCCAAAUACCUAAAAGAGUGUCUUCCUCAAUAUCAGCUGGGAGAUUAUGUUGGUGGUGCCAUUGCUGGAUGCUCCCUGGUUGGCACUGACCCACGGCAGGGCUUUCUCGAUGACCCUUCCCUGUUUGUGGAAUGCCCACCGUGGCAUGAUGCAUCUGUGUUCCUCAUUAUUAACUUUCAGGACAACUUUGAUGACAGAUAAUGCUUCCUUGCAACUUUAAAAUUAUCAACUCCAAAAGCAUGUAACUCCUUUGCAUAUUUUUAGAUGUGUUUUUUUUAAGGUUUGAAACAUUUACAUUAUUAUUUUUUUAGUUGUUUGUAUUUAUCAUUUGAUCUAUGACUUUGGUGUUUGCUAGCCUGGGCUCCUUUGAGAAGCAAAGUGGGACAGAAAGUUAAUAAAUAAAUUUUAUAGGUCAAUUUGUUUUAACUGAAACUGAUUUGUAUGAUACCAUGGAUUUGCCUAGCUUGUUAAAAUUAUAACAUCUAAAUAUUCUGUGUGCCCAUAUGAGUUUAAAAUCUACUGCUCAGUUAUUUCCACAGUAGUUUCCUUACUGGCUCCAUCAAAUUCAGGACAUUCAAUGAUAAUUUAAAUAUACAUUUUUUUCCAGUUUGAAGUGCUGUUCCACAGCUAAAUCUAAUGAUUUAUAUGUUCAUGUUUGAUGGAUGAAAUAGUAUCCACCCUUAUUUUUACUGGAAGUUUCUGCAAAGGUCUAAGGGAUUGUUUAUAUCAACAUAGGUUUGGCUGUGUUGGCACCAGAUAUAUUUCACAAUUGUCCAUGUCUGAGUGCCCUUGCCUUUCUGCUCUGUAUGUCCAUUGAAUAAAAAAUAAAGUCAGUCAGGAGAAGUUCAA
Molecule: messenger RNA, 60900 nt
Organism: Podarcis lilfordi (Lilford's wall lizard)
Lineage: Eukaryota; Metazoa; Chordata; Lepidosauria; Squamata; Lacertidae
Source: the annotation of a GenBank genome assembly